AGGAAAACUUUUUUGGGGAAACUUGAAGAGAGCUGUAUGAUCAGGGAACUACGGGAUGAGAAGCGUCUCCGUCUGUUUGAGAGUCUGAACGGUGAAGUCGUCUUUCAGCUACAAUGGGACUCCCUACUUUGGAGUUCAGUGACUCUUUCCUGGACAGUCCGGACUUCAGAGAGAGACUCAAAUGUCAUGAAAUCGAGCUGGAGAGGACAAAUAAAUUCAUCAAAGAGCUCAUCAAGGACGGGAACAUGCUCAUCACCGCGCUCAGGAGUGAGUAUCCCCGGCGCGCUCUUUCCCACUCUCACGGCUCCAGAAAUCAGCUGUAAUAAGUGCAACUACCUGAAAGCCACAGGCGGCUUGUAAUUAGAGGAUGCUUCCUUCAUUACUGCUUAUUCAAGUCCACUGUGUGAGUGUGUGAAUGGUCCUGCCCCUCUUUGAAGUCUGAGGAUCCCCGUGGUCUCCCAUUGGGAAGCGUUUAGACUGAAAGGCUUCAAAUACAAAAACACAUAGAAGGAAAUAAUCAUCAGUAUUCUCAGGUUGUCCUGGGUCCUCUAAUCACAAGAGCACAUGCUGACAUAUGGAGAACAUUAGAGUAGGAUAACACAAACUUCACUUCAUUCAUAGGAGGUGAUGCUUUUACUUCUACUGAAUAAAAAAACAGGCUGCUAUUUUUAAUAUGAAUGAAAGCUGUGGGACUGUCCCCGCUCUUUGACACGGGUCACUGUCCUCUCAAAUACUCAGUUCAAUCCCAAAUUCCUCCACAGUGAUUAAAGUUGCACUUCCUGCUCGGCUGUGUCCCUGUGGGGAUGAGACUUGGGUCUGUUACCCUCAGAAGUGUGUCUGUGAAAUGGAGAGAGAUUAGAAAUAUAGGCCUAAUAAAUAUGGAAAAUAGCUGGCCUGGAAUGGGACGUGUUACCCAUUACUUCUUUCAUCAUUCAACCUAGCAUGAUUCUGUCAACCUUCACUGUGAGGAAGGAUCACUCUUCAUGCUGGUUUCCCCCUCUUCUCCUCUCUCUGCAUGUCCUAGACAUGUUUCUAAAGCUAUGUUCAGACUGCAGGUCAAUUCUGAUUUUUUUAGCCGUUUUUUAGUCGACACUUAUCUGAUUUUUUCAUGUAAGUGUGAACAGGUCAAUUCUGAUUUUUUAAAAUCUGACCCAGGCCUCUUCUGUAUCUGGAUAUAAAUCGGAUAUGUAUCCGAUGUGAGUGCAGUGUGGAUGCUCAGAUCACGUUUAUCCGACCUAUACGUCUUCAAUAUGCGACAAACGUCACCAUUGUUCGACAACACAAACAGGUGCAGAAAGCAAUUUGUGCUUUGUGUGCAUGCGGGUCACUUCACGGACGCAUUCCGUUUAUAUUAGAUGCUGCAUUCGUUGUUGUAAUGUGAACGACCGCACAAAAGAACCGGCAGUGUGAACGUAGACUAAAGGUCCUUUCACACCGGGACCGUUUUUGUUGUGCGGUUAUUUAUUUAUUUUUUUUUGAACCCGUAUCCUGUCAAUACAAGCGUUCACAUCAGCGACGUUUUCCCGCCCUGCGAUAUUGCAACAUUUAUUUUUUCGGAUCACGGUCGAUUUUUCUAAAGUUUCACAUACUGUGUGUCCACUUCCGACCAAUCAGAUUGUAUGUUGUUGCGAUGUCUGAUUCGCCUCUUCAAACUUGGAGCUAAUUGUUUCAGCAGAACUUCAGAUUGUCCAAUAGAGGUCCGAACAUAGGUUCUGAAGCGACCGUGGUCCAGUUUCAGUUCUCUUCUUUUUUGUAAUAUUGGAUGCACACAUGUGCUAUGUUUCUAUUUCUUUUGAGAAAGUAAAAGGAAUUCCAAUUCGCCAUCACUUUAUGUUGAAGUAGACUCCAUUUUUGUCUUCUCGCCGGGACACUGUAGGAUGGUAAGAGAAGGUCCCGACCUCCUUCGCCUCUGAUUGGCUAUAAGUUCUGACCGUUUGGCUUGAGCGUGUGAUAACGUUUCCAGCUUUUCUAGCCAAUCAGAGGAAAAGUCUUCCCCGGGAUUCACGUUUUCCCCCCCGGAAGGUCACAAAAUCGCAUAAGGCUUGAUGUGUUUAGUCAGGUGCGUCAAAAUUCGCCUCUGAAUAUUUUGUAAUUUUGCGUUCUAUAUUCGUUCUAUAUUAUGGUCGACUCAAGGUCCUUCUCCCACGCCGAUAGAUGAGAGAGAGAGGGUUUUCUUUAGAACCUGUCAAUAGUACACUGUAAAGAUAUUUGACCUCUGCCCUGAAAGUGGUUCACCAUAAGAUGUUUAAUGGUAGAUAAUGACGGUUCCAAGGUAGUUUUUAUCUGGGAGUAAAUAAAGCUUCUUAACUGACGAUACUUAAAGUGAUGUUUCCCAGGUAGGACAAAUCUGUCUUGUAGUUGUGUAAAAGACAUUAAGUAUCAGCCUUUUUCACAUUAAAGUGACAAACAAAAACAAAUCAUUAGUUUUACUGUGCUGGCUGCUGUGUCCACACUCGAUUUGAAGCAGGAUACAAUGAGGCAUGGUGAGUGUGAACUAAACUAUAGAUGAGGAUGUUCGUAAGAAAAGGUAUUUUUGUUGAGUUUUAUCGAGAAGAGCAACUGAAAAACCUUAAACCCAGUGAACUUGAGAAUCAAAUCCUCCCCUGAACAAAUCAACCAUCUAUAUUUCAGGCUUUACAUCUUAAUUUUCCCUCUAAAUCACUUCUACUGCUGUAAAUUAUUACACCAAGAUUUCACAAAGAAGUGUCAGCUGUACGAUACAGAUUGUAAAGGUGGAGUUUUUCUUCUUCCCUAUUUUAGUUCCACAUUUCUAUGAGUUUCAGAGACAGUGAGGAGGAGCACUUCUGAGGGCAGCUGAAGGCCAAAUCUAUUUCAUAGCUUUUCUGCAGCAAAAUAGUUGUGUCAGUGGGCAGGGCACCGCAGGUGGACAGUAAUACCCCGCUGAAUGGUUUAUUCAUGGAAGCAAGGACACUGAGUGGCGAAGAUGCCAAAGGUUCAUGCAGUUUAAUACUAAAUAAGACCUUUAAGCCCAGUUUUCAAGGCGUGUAAUAGAAAGGAGCAGACGAGACUUUGAUUGGGUUUGAUAAGUUCACGGUAGGAGGGGAACGGCGAAUCUGAGGUCUUAUUUAGAUGGAGUCUGGAGUUUUUUCGCGACAAAAAAGGGUAAAAUAGAGGAAAGCAACUUGAAGGGUUAACCAUCCUAGUGCAGGAGCCUUAAACGCACUACAACCGCAGCAGCAGCCGCCGCCGCCGCCGCCGCCGCCGCAGGGAGGUUUUGUUUCUCUUUUCCUCGUCGUAAAGAGGUGGACUGCCGUUAAGCUGGAAGCUGGGUUUGAGUGGAGGGGGAGUGAGAGUGCAGGAAGAGAGGAGAGACGGAAGUAAAUUAUUGAUGGUCUUAAACUCCUGAUGCCACAUAGGUUUAUGACCCUUUAUGACCCACUAUCGGCCGUGACAUUACAGGAAGACCUCUAAUGGACCCUUUUUUAAUAGUUAUCAUCUCAUGUUUCAGAAUUGAAUAUUGUACCAUAAUUCAUCCGUCAUCAUAUGUGCUGCAUUUUUCAUGGCCGUCGUCGUCACCUGGUAAAUGUUUCAGCGCAUAUGAGCAACUUUUUAUGAGGGCCGCUGCAUUAUUUUUGAAAACACACAAAUGCAACUGUGAUUUUUUUUUUUUUUAUCAUUCUACAUGUGGUUAAAUUUGAAUAGGUUGGUACUUGGUUGUUGUCUUAUCUCCUUUUCUGUAUAUCGUGCUGUUAUUUGUAAAUCCUGUGGAUCACUUUGCUUCACCAGUCGGUCGGUCAGUGGCUGGCACCGACUGCUCACACCUGGUGUAAAUAACAGCGGCUGACUUUCAUUAAUCCCUUUGUCUGGCUGCUGUAAUUGAAUACACUAAAAGCAGUAAUUAGCUCUUUGUGGGCAGAGUGGGGGAAACCGCCGAUAAGAGGCAAACAGUGAUACAUUUCAGAUGCCGCACCAAACUUUGUACACAGAGCACUUGGGCUAGUGGCCAGGCCUGAAAGUACCCAACAUGAGGGAGGAUGGUUGAAAAUGUCAGAUUCACAAUCGUGUUUCAUUUGUUGUCAUCCUGAUUUGAGGGAAAUGUUGAAUUAAACUUAGUAAUGCUGGGCGAUACGGCCUCAAAUCAAUAUCACGAUGUGUUGAGCAGUUUACCCCGAAAACGAUAAAUGGAUGAUAAAUUACUCCACAAGCUGCUCAUUCUUGCUCAUUUAUUUUUCUUGCAUGUUUUCCAACCGUUUUAAACAAAAAUUUAGUAUUUUGUUGUUUUUGUGACGUUUACCAUCAUGUUUUGUCUCCUUGUGGUUUUUGAAUCAUAUUUUGGCUGCUUAGAAUCUUUUUCUGCAUCUUUUGUGGUCAUUUUGAUUCACUUUGGAGUAGGGCUGGGCAAUACGGCCACAAAUCAAUAUCAAUAUCAUUGAGCAGGUCCUCGAUAAUGCUAAAUAGACAAUAACUACUCCACAAGCUGCUCACCCCCUCCCACUUUAACUUCGUCUACUUCAGCCGCUACGACUUUGAAACUGUCCCCCGUCUCCUCACCUGUCUUUACCUCUAUGUCUCUGACAUCUUAAACGGACAUGAGACCAUAGCCUACCUACACACAUCCAAAAACAACUUUUAUCUAUUGUUUUUUUUUUUACACUGAAUAUACCGAUAUGGGCAAAAUGACCUUGGAUCUGAUUGUCGUAAAUUUCGGUAUUUGUAAAUUUUCGUUUUAUCGCCCAGCUCUAUUAUUUAGUGAAGAAAAUUGAUACCACUCAUGCUUGUCAGAGCACAAAGAAAGCCUAAAGAAGCCAUAGAGCUCCACGUAGUGACUGGGUGCAGUGUAGGCCACAAACCCUGCCUCCCCCAUGUAAACAGAUGGAGCAUGGGUGAAACUUGAAGAUAUUAAAACAUCUUUCUCAAACAUGAUUUCUGAACAGUUGCGGGGGGGGACUGGUGGUCGCCCCAUCGUGAAAUACCCCGGUGUUAAAGGAGCCAGCCUGACGACCCUGCAGCUGUUCUGAUCGCACUCUUGGAGGUGCAACAGGCAGCAAUAAGCAGCUGGUCGCCUCUUACCUGCGCUUACAUCAUCAUACCGAUUUAUGUCCAAGUAUUUUUUAUUUUUUAACUGCAAAGUUCAGAUCUUUGAUUUUAAAAAGACUUGAUUGAUUGAAGGAUGGAGACUCCUGCAGCAUCCUUUACCGUGUCACCGGAGUAGAGGAAGAACAGCAAGAGAAAAUAUAAUGCAUACUGACGCAAGUGUCAUUGAACUAUUCAUAGACAUAAGUGCCCACUUCAAAUCAACACGAGAAUCCGCUCAGCUGUUGACCGUCCCCACCUGUGGUAUCGUUCACAUUUUGAUGGGGGGGUGAGUGUUAUGGUAAGCAAAAGAGGGGGUGACGUCAUUCCUGCUGUAGCUUAGCUGGUGUAAUAUGGUAGCAAGUUCAGAACUCAAUGGGUUUUCAGUCUAGUUUCACCAUCCGUUUGAUAUGUCUCUAAAGCUCCAUGUGUUUGUCUCAUUUGUUAAAGCUCCUGUAAGGAACUUUUUGUUUGUUUCCGUUUGGCGCCCCAAUAAGGAUUCCAGUCUGUUUCUCACAGCAGCUUUAAACUGUCCUGGAUGUUAGAGGUGUCACGAUACAACUUAUUUACUUACGAUACGAUUCCAUUAUUGUAACCUUCAAUGUUGACUGAUACCGAUGUUGACACAAACCUGUGCAUGACAAGUUUUUCACUCGGCUGCAAUGUCUUUUUUGGACUUAAACAAAAAAUGCUGCCACACAGCCGACAUCACUGCCACUCCUUGCUGCUUUGUGCACCUUAGUACACACUGAUGUUGUGAUUUUGUGGGCUCAGUUUGCUGGAUCUAGGUGCUGCUAGAUAGAGGUGCCGGAGCGGAGUCCCGAAUGGACUGCUUGUAUUGGAGAUUUUAGAUGCAGGCCAAUAUAAUCCGAUGUUUGUCCCCUACUGGAUGUCUUAACCUUUGACUGAGCCCACUUAAAACCACCCUAAAUCAACAUUUACCUGUUACUGUUACUCUGCUUGAUAUAAAUCCAGCCUGAGGAAAAUGAUUAGUUUUAGCCGCCGCUUAAAUCCAAAAUUACAUUUCUCCUUCGUGAGGGUGUCAGUACUUAAUGUCUCAGUCGAGAUUUUGGUGUCUUUUGCGAUUGUUUAACGGAUCAUAACACAUCUGCUUUGUGCCACCACCAGUAAGCUGCUUAUAGAGAUAUAAUCACUGAUAAAUGAUUACGCUGAAAAAGUAAAAGAAUAAAGAAGUAGAUGACGGUUUUAAAAGAGGUAGAAUCAUCUGUCAUCUAAAACAACGAUGAGGUAGAGGAGCCAUUCUUCCUUUAACUGAGGAUUAGUGUUCAGCUUCUGCAGACACUUCUGAGUCUGUUUGUAGUUUUACUGAGACAACGUCUGUGUUUCUUGUUUUUUCUAUUCUUCCUCUUGUUUACCUGUUUGGCAGCGACAUGUGCGGUUCUUCAUGUGGGAGUAUCAGAAGUGUGUUUCAGUUCUGCACUCACUCUCAGUCAUGUAGAUCAGAACCACCUGACUAAUGAAAGCGCCUGAAUGUCACUUCUGCUGCCGUGUCCCUCUCUGAUCUUCAGGUUUUUGACAACCACUUGUUAACUCGGCUUUUAGUCAUUUCACACUUGGAUGGUAAUGUACAGCAGGAAUGUGAAUGAGCUUCGGCUGGGAGAGCGGUCGCUGCACAAUCAGAGGGCGUCUUUAAAACCCUUUCAGUGGGUUUUCAGUAAAGGACAGCAAGAAGAGUUUAAACUGAGAUGAUGCAGGAGAGACCGGACUGAAAGCUGCACAAUGUAGGGCUGCACGAUUUUGGUCAGAAAUAAAAUCCAGAUUUUUUUAUUUUUUUAUUCACCAAACUUCACUUUAAUACAAAGUUUUUCUAUCAUCUCUCAAACGGAACCACUGAAAACAAUGUAGUUCAUAUGCCAAGCCAGUAAGUGGAGCUGCCGAGGAAAUGCACAAAAGACAGAAGAAGAGUACAGAGCAUGUGUAUAAAGGUUGUUUUGGCUGGACACGUACAAGCGCCAUAAAAGAGUUACACUGUGUGUCACAUGAUCGUUUCCAGAGAUGUAGAUAGACAUCCACACGGAGAUGAAAUGGUCGUUGUUUACAGAUUUAUUCACUCUCUGACCUGUUUUUUUACAGUCACCUGAAAUGCUGUUUCCGUGUGGAUGAAACGCCGAUACGACAAAAAACUUUAGCAUUUACUCCUGAAUUUGUUUCCGUGUGGACGAGUUGAUACCACCUUCAGACAGACUUUGCAGCGGCGAGUGGUUUGCUCUUCACCUGAAACUGUGAAGUUGGGCCCGACGGAUUUAUCGGUGAGCGUUAAAAACACUUUUCUAGUCCGAGUUUGAUUCAUGAUAAACACGUGGAAUAUCACUGAGUCACUGAGUAAAGUUGUUUUAGCAAUAAAAAGGAUUAGAAAUGAGUUUUCUGCCUUUAAUUCGUUGAAGAAGUGUUUGAAAGGCUCAAAAGCAGCCAUUUGUUAAAAAAAUAAGUAAAUAUGUAGGUAUAUUACUUAAAUUAACAACAUUUUAAAACUUCAUAAAAAAAUUUAAAAAAUCGUCCGAUUAAUCGGUAAUCUGAUUUUUUUCCCUCUUAUAAUCAGUAUCGACAUCGGCCCCCAAAAAUCCAUAUCGGUCGGGCCCUACUGUGAUGCUGUACCAAUUCAACACGACUGACUCGCUCUUGUCCUUUUUAACCACGAAAUUAUCGCCUUCUUUUACAAACGCCAUGUUUGUUUACACUGGUGUGUGUGGGAACUGGGGAGCGCUCCCACAGGAAGGAGGAAACAUGAUAAAGAGGAAAAUGGAUUUGACGAUUUUAACUUCAAUAUCGUCAUAUGUUAAAAUCGAUUAAUCGAGCAGCCCUACUUCAACAAUUGUUUUGUCGUGAAUCACAGCAUGGUUUGGAUCUGUAUGUAAGGACAGAAAACAUUGCUACAACACUCGUGUGCACUGAAGGGACAUAGCUGGUGGUUCGAGUGCAGAGAGUCCUCUGAGACCUGCUUAGCCUCAGGUAAGCCUUUAGGUGUUGGAAUUUGUCCUUCAGUAAAUAUUUGCAGGGAUUUGUGGGAAAAAAGAACCAAGUAUGACUGAAAACAGGCAAAACACCAGCUGAACAACACUUACAUGUUUGUGAGGUAGAGUUUAAUGAAAAUGGAGAACUGACAGGUCGUCCUAAAACAUAAUAAUGCUGCACAAAAGGACAUCAAUAUUUUCCUUUUCCAACCCUGCAGCGAUCUGAUUUUCCCUCCUGUAGUAAUAGCUGGUUUGGCAAAAAGCUGAAAUAUUUCUCCACAAAUGGAUCCAACUGGACCUGUGAAUGUGUCGAGCUCAUUUAAAAACUGUUCGGUCUCUGUGGAGUUAUUCGAGGAUAUUUCUGAGACAAUGUUGUUUUAUAUGGAGAGUCAUGAGCGUCCCUAUAAGCGUGUAAUUUUCAUAAGCUUUUUAUAAAUGCACAUUAAACUAGCAGACAGCCCGUUAUUAAACACAUCGGCUGUGUCACGCAGACUGAUGCUUUCUUCCUGGGAUACACGCAGUAAUGAACGGCUGACACAAAAGGGUGUUGCUGCGAUAAAAAAUUACAGUAUUUAGCCUGUAAACUGCAUCUUAACUUGCCUGUUAAUCCAGAGAUAUUUGUGUAAUUUAAUACAGCUAUAAUUACCGUCUAAUCUAAUUAAAAGAAGAAGUGACGUAAAUGCCUUUUUUUAAAAAGUGAUUUUCAGAUUUGGGAACGGAGUGUUUGUUUUUCUGAGGACAGAUGAUGCUCCCAAGGCUCAGCCACAGGAAAUGUCCUGUAAACACACUUGUAUAACCAUCCCCCAUCCUCCCUCUGAUAGCGCUGGGCUGAACAUGAUUCUGCCUCUGAGUGAAAGCCUCUGGCUGACUGUAAAGAAGGCUGCCUCUUGUUGCAGGAUUAUACCAUUUAUAAUGUAUUGCUGCCGGUUUCGACUGCCUUGAUGAAUUUGAACUCAUGUUAUGGAGAUGUAAUACAGAAAUACAUGAUGUGACUUGUUUGGUAACGAAGUGCAGCAGAGAGGAGGACAGCUCUGUGAGGGACACGGCUGUUUUUGCGGACAGGUUUUUGAUAAAAGGAUUCGACGUAAUUGUAAAAGCCGCUUCCUCUCAGACUGUGCGGGGAAAUGUGUUGGAGACUCCUGAUUGAGGUCCGCUCUGAAGUGACUGUUGUUGCUCUGUCAGUCAAAGUGAUUGUCACAGCGAGCACACCAUUCUCAUGCUAACAGUCGGCUGCUGCUUUUGUUGCCUCUUCAGACUGCAAAGACUAAAGUGAAGCGUUAGUGUCUCUCCUCCACGACAUAAAAAAUUCACCAAAACUCCUCUGCUGGAUAUGUUUAUUGAAUUAUUUAGUGUGUGUGUGUGUGUUGUCAUCCUUUUUUUUCUCUCAAUGUAGGUAAAAUGUCAUGCUCUCGAAGAGACGGAGAGUCACUAAGAUUUAAUUAUGAGGUUGAGCUCCAUUAAUACUUCCACAAUAAAAGCUUAAUUCAAAAGAAGUUAGGAUAGUAAAAGCUAAAGCAAGUAUUGAAGUAAAAUAUUUCAAAGUUUAUAAAAAACUACAUGCUCAUUUUCAGCUCGAUGCUGCAGAAAGAGUUGAGAUGGGGGCAUGUUUACCAAAGUGCUGCAUCACGUCCUUUCUUUGACAAUAUUCUGUUAAGGUUUGGGAACCCCAGAGACCAGUUUUGGAGUUUUAAAACAAACUCAUUCUUGCUUCAUGGAGGAUCGUAGCCGUCAGAAAAUCUGGAUUUCCUUUGACGUUUAUUUUUUGGUAUCAUGAUGCUCCGAAAGUUUUUAACGUGAUAAGUCAGGACUGCAGUCGGGCCAGUUUAGCACCUGGACUCUUCUACUACAGAGCCAAACUGUUGUAAUUGGUAAUAAAAUCUGUGAUCAUAAUUAUAAUAACAGGUGCAAAGUUGGAUUUGUCAUUGUGUUAACAGAAUAUGUAAUAUGCAGUAGGGCUGCAGUUAUCAAGUAUUUUAGUAAUCGAGUAUUCUACUGAAUAUUCCAUCGAUGAAUCGAGUAAUGGGACCCAAACAGCAGACUCGCAUACAGUGAGAGUUCUUACAUCACAAAUCCAAGCUCCGCCCCGGGAACUCCGCUAUGCAGGCCAGACUCGGAGAAAUAGAGAGGACGAUCGUGGAACAAGCGUGUGCGUUGGCGGAUUGCAAUGCUUGUAAGAAAGCUAAUUAUGAUAUUUACUUUCAUGUCCCCAAAGACAUUAAUAUCCGAGAGUUGAAUAGCUCCUAUGUUACCUGCUACUUCUACUUCAUCGGCAGUGUUAGGCUGUAAGCUACCAAAAAGAAGAAUAAUUAGUCACAUAAAGAGUCACAUUAGUACAGAAAUUUCUUUAGAAGAUCUUUAGCGAAACCUUAUCACAGUUGAGCUGUUUGCUCACGCACUCAGCCUCACUGGAGAGCCCCUUUUUAUACCCAGUGACGUUACGAACUUCAACAUCUGUUUUCAUCAACAUCUUUUUUCAUCCCCCUUCUUCUUUGUAACUUGAAUCAUACGAUCAUUUAUUCACGGGGUAAACGAUGUCGUCGUCCUGUGAUCUGAAUGUCUUUGACAUGUGUGUAGGUUUAGAGCGGCUCCUGUGGAACUAGCUGGCAGACGUCGACAUGUAAGAAUAUAAAUGACGGUGAAUUUAUGUGCCAGUUCAGCCCACACAUGACAAACUGAGACUUUGGACGGCUCAGUAGAAAGUCUCCCAGGAUGUCAAACGUUCUCGGCGUUUUGACAGCGGGGGGUUUGUGAGCAGUUUUGCACACGUCUUUGUUUUUGAAUCGUCUCACUUUAAAGCGUGUUCCUGGAUAAUUGGGUGUGCCAACACGAGAGCAAGAAGCUAACUCACAAAUAGAUGUUUUGUAAGUGUGAAGAUACACACCAGCUAUUGUUGCAAUUGGAGUGAAAUUCGUCUUGUUUUCUCUGAGCUCCUCUCCCUUCAGAGGCGAGUUCAUCUCCGUCAGAGGCUGUGUCAGGCGUGUUGUGAGAGUGUCUCCUGGAAGAAAAUCUUUCAACUCAGCCUAAAUGCUGCAGACUGGGUGAUAAAUGGUGGGGGCUGGCCUGGAUGGCUUUUUUCAUUCCCACAGAAUUGCAGGGCUAAUAACUCUGAUCCUUUUCUUCGGAGUUUAAGAAUUGGCUGUAGCAUUGCAUCAGCCUCAUAUGAAAGACCCGGGGUCAGUAACUGCUUUCUCUGCACUUAUUUUCAACUGUUAAGAUGGAGCGAACAAUUUAGCGGUUUAUUCUGCAGGGGUAAAGAGUGACAUUAUUAUUUCGCAGACUGAGAUUUUUACCUGUUUUUUUUACUAAUCUCCCUGCUGUGUUAAAUCCUCGAUUCACAACAUGUGAUUAAACCAGCAUCAACAAAAUCGCACCUGUCCUAUCAAAUAAGCAGAAAAAUAGUUCAAUGAUUGUUGAAACUGAGGGAAAAAAUCAUGGUAUUAGCGGUAUUGAUCCUGAAAUAUUAACUCUUGUGUUUUUGACCUUUGGUGUCCCUACUUGAAUACAAGUUUUGCUAAUUUUGACCUUUGCUUAUAUAGAAUAUAAUCCUGAAAUUCUUGCCCCACCUCUUUGUUACCAGUAUCUUAUAAUAGGGCUGGGCGAGAAACCGAAAAUUUAUCGAUACCAACGUUUACGACAAUAACCAACGUUAUUUUGCCCAUUUCAGCUUUUCGGUGUCAAAUAAAUAAAUCAAAGUUGUUUUUGGAUGUGUGUAGGUAGGCUAUGGUCUCAUGUCCCUUUAAGAUGCUGUCCUACGUCAGAGACGUGACUCCACCCCAACCAGUCCGUAACAAAGAGGGAAAGACAGGUGAGGAGAUGGAGGACGGUUCAGAAGUUGUAGCGGCUGAAGUAGACGAAGUUAAUAUGGGAGGGGGUGAGCAGCUGGUGGAGUAGUUAUCGUCCAUUUAUAAUUAUCAAGGUGAACUGAUCAAUAUAUCGUGAUACUUAUUUGAGGCCAUAUCGCCCAGCCCUAACAAGUUUUGCCACUUUUUACUUUUGCUUAGGUAGAAUAUAAUCCUGAAAUUCUCGCCCCUCCUCUAACCACAAAACUGAAUUUAGAGUCUAGUUCCUCUGGUCACUCAAAAAGUCCCUAGUUCCUCUGGAAAGUUCCUGUGGUUGAAUAGUGCCUUAAGUCGUAACUUCUUCCUCAUUUUCGUCGACAGGUGUGUCAACUGCACGGCUCAACACAGAGAAGAAGGAUGAGGACAAAAUUAAACAUUUUAUCCUUGCGGAGGAGCUGUUUACUUUGUCUAAGCUAAUGUUUGAUAGUGGACAAAUUUGAGUAGGUUGUGUUAGCAUGCUGAUGUUAUAACUUGACUAUUAUAAAAAUGUAGAGUCAACUAGGGCUGAAACGAUUCCUCGAGAACCUCGAUUAGAAAAAAUGAUGGAGGGAUUUUCUCGGCCUCGCGUUCUCGUUUACAAGCUCAAAUCGUUAUUGUUUCGCACGGAUUAUUUUCAAGGUGACAUAACACGCUUAUGUCUGACCUUCAUAGCAGAGCACCAGGGUUGGAGCUUAGAUUUGUGAUUUAAGAAAUCUCACUGUAUGUGAGUCUGCCAUUUGGGUCUGAUUACUUGAUUAAUCGAUGGAAUAUUCAGUAGAAACUCGGUUACUAAAAUACUCAAUAGCUGCAGCCCCAAAGUCAACAUGCUGCAAGAAGACAGAUCUUAAUAGUUUACCAUAAACAUUAUCAACCAUAGCAUGUAUUUUAUUUUUAAAUGAAUAAAAUCACUUUAAAAUCAAUAUAUAGUUCCAUUUAGUUUAUGAUUGUGGUCAAAAUCUGGACAAGAAUCAGUGAAAUUCAUGAUGAAGGUUUAGUUAUGUAAAACAGAAUCGCUUCAGGGUGAGUCAGGGUCAUGGAUUAUCCUUUACUUAUAGUCAGCUGCACUCACGUACAUACAGUAUAUCAGGCUGCUGUAAACUUAUGAUAAUGCGACUCUUAUUCCAUUAUAUCAGAGACUCUAAAAAAGGUCCCCGAUGAGCCGUGAACCCUCCCCAAACUUUUUGCUUGCUUUUAAAAAAGAAGUGGUGUAAAUACUGGCAGCUAAUAUGCAUUUUAAUUGUACAGUAUACCGUACAUGACUGUACCCUUGGGAGCGUGUUCUCUGCUCUCCAGCCUUCAUGUUUUAUUCAGCCGUAUUAAGACCUCUCUACUUGAAAAUUAGUUCGGAGGUUGACCAACUGCUUCUCAAAGUUACUGCCUGCUACCACAGGAGCCGGUGUGGAGUUAUUAGAUAAGGCUUUUGUUUCAGGCAGAGGUUAGCUGUGGGAAAUGUUCAGUAUGCUGCAGGAGUACAGCGACCUGUCUGGUUGGCUCUCCUCACGCAGCUACUCUCUCUUUCCUGCUGGGCGACUGACAGGCAAAUGUUAUAGCAAGCAGGUGGGAAGAGGCCUUACCUGAGGGGCCGCUACCUCGCUACAAUCCCUCCAAAUGGAAUCAAAGUGGCACAAUGCACCUUACUGUUGCAUCAAAGAGAUCUCCUCAUCUCUCGUUAAGCUAGGCGCGCAGGAGCGUUCGCCUUUGAAGACCCUCUCAUCUAGAAUCUGCCGCGUCUCGCUGACAGGAUGAAGUAGCUAUGGCGGUUCUCACAAGCAGACAAUCUGUGCUAAAGAUGAGCUCUUCAGUAUGCUAUUGUUAGCAUGUGUUCACCUCAUUGAGGCUGCGGAGAUGUUAAAGUGCGAGAAUGUGCCUUGAAAUAAUAACAGAAAUUACCUUGAUGGCACUCUGAGUCGUUUAAGUGAGACUGUAAAUAUGUAGCUACUCCGCGAAAGCCGAAGCCUGAAUGAUUUAUUUUGCUAAUAGUUGCUUUUUUAAUGGAGCACAUCUACGCCGUGACGAGCUUUUCUCCUCUAAUUUGUGUUAAAGCUCUUCAUUAAAACAGUGAGAGGAGUGAAAAGAACAACAAGGAUGCUGCUCGGUAAUUAUUGCGUGUCAGUCACAGAACACAGAGGAGCGCGCUGACGGUUAAACGUGCCUCGACAUGAGUGAGUCACCGCCACAUUUUUAGAAUAACUUCUCUGCUGAUUUUAUGGGUUUUGGUCAAUUAGAGGUAGAAAAAAGUCUGAGAGAACAUGUUUGGAGUAUGUUUGUCCUUCCAGCAGAAGUUUAUUUCAGCUCUUGUUUGGUGUAAUUAGUCUCUCUCUCUCUCUCUCUCUGCGGUGUGAUGACUGAGACGGUGUCACUUCUAUAAACAAUGCCCUUGCAAUUUACCUCCAACUCCCUCGGUUACCUUGGAGGCAUUUUAUCCAUGGCAGAUUAAAAUAUGAAGCAAUUAAAAACAAAUGCAGCUAAUUGGAAUUUAGUUUGUUAAAUUUUAUAGCUUUAUAUGUAAUGAGGUUCUGGGCAAAACCUUUUACACACAGUUUUUUUACAUGUCUCUCCACAAAAGCAUGGAGUCAGUGAAUUUGUGAGGAAAUUGUUCUUCACAGUGUUCCAAGGUUUCUCUGACUCCUCCUCAGAAUACCAAUUUGUGAGAUGAAGAUCCAUUCACCUGUUACUCGAUUUUACAUUUAAGCAAAAGGAAAGACAGUUAGUGUUCACAGUUGAUUUAACUUCAGCUGGACUUCUCAGAUACAUGCAAACAUGGACCUCUUGUCUCUUUUACCUCGAUCUUAUUUCGGCUUUACUGUCUUUUAGCUUUUGUUUAAUUAAUUUUUUCUUAAUUAACCUUUUAGGCCUUUGCUCAUGUCUUUUAUUCUAUUCUAUCAUUAGGGUUAUAAUUGUUAUUAUUUUAUUAUCCUCUUUUUAUAUUUACUAUCCUGUUUUCUGCCGUCAACUUCCCUUUUGAUUGCAUUUUCUUUUUCUUACCUAUUUUAUAUAUUUUUUUGGUCCUUGUGGUCUCCUGUUGCGUUGCAUGGUUCUUGUAUUGUCUGGGUUUCUGAUGACAUAUGAAAAUGGCCUUUAAUUCUGAGUCCUUGUUUUAAAUAAGCUAUUAGUUUAUGUUAGUUUUUAUUUCCGUAUGCUGACAUUCUGUGCUUAAUGACUAUAAGCCAAAACACUUUGUAAAACUUGUUUUGUUAAAGUACUAAAAAAAGGAAAGCGACGAUUAUUAUUAUUUUUUAUUAUUCAUAAUAUAUUUUUAUUAUUAUUUCAAUAUAAUUUUAUUUUAAUUUGUUAAUAAUUAUUAUUGUUUUUAUUUUUAAAUUAUUAUUAUUAUUAUUAUUAUUAUUAUUAUUAUUAUAUUACUAUUUAUUAUUAUUAUUAUAACCAUAGUUAUCAUUUAUUAUUAUUAUUAGUAGUAGUAGUGGUAGUAGUAGUAGUAGUAGUGGUAGUAGCAAUAGUAGUAUUAUCAUGAUAAAUUUGUAGUAUUAUUUUAAAAUUAUAUUAUUAUUAUUAUUUUUCAAUUUGCAUAAUUAUUAUUAAAAAAUGUUAUUUUUAAAUUAUUUAUUUAUAAUUUUUAUUAUUUUUUAUCAUAAUUAUUUAUUAAAAAUAAGAAGAAGAAGAAGAAAAAUAAGAAGGAUAACUAUUAUUAUUAUGUAUUUGAGACUGUCUCUAGAGUCUGAUUGGAGUCAAUCACAUUUCCCAAAGUCCAAUCAACAAACCCCGAUACUGCACUCAGGGAUCGUUUUUCACUUGCAUGUGUUUUAGCUUGUGUGCUGAUUUACAGUUUGCACACCAGGCUUUGACCACGAGUCAAACAUCACUGAAGGAAGCUGUGAAAAUUGUUACACAAAACCUUAAAAAAAAACUUUGUGUGCAAAACUCACCGCCGCUAAACUGUGAAAAUCCACACGGCCAUCGCUAAAUUCAUACCUGUCCUGAAAUGACAGUUUAAGUCCACCCUCUACUUGAAGUCAGUCUGCACCUGUGCUCUGCAUUAGAGCUGCAGACUUUCCUGCAGCGUCGUCUGUGUUUUGUCAGCCGUUGUCAGCAGAUGGAAUUAGGUGGUAUGCAGUUGCCCUGGAGACGAGAUAAAUUGUGUACCCUGGGGGGUUUUGCUGUGUGGUGACUGACAGCCAUAGUCCUCCUCUCUCACACCUCACAAACACACCGGGCACUGACUCAGGGAGCUGCAUCCGGUCAUGUCGUGGCUGGCUGGUCAGAGCUCCUCUCUUUGAUUGAAACCUGCUCAGGAGGACAGUCCACCGUCACCGCUGGUCACUCUGUUUCCUUUUAACUGUGUGAGGAACCGUUGGUGCAGGUUAAAUACUGAGCAGCCGUGUGCAGGUGAGAUCAAAAGUUGCAGAGGGUAAUAAAAUUAGACAGUGCUAUUUUAAGGUGGCGGUAUAAAUAGUGUAUAAAUGAGCUCUUUCUCUCAUUUCAGAGUUACGCUUCAUGUGAUAAAAAGCAUCUUCAGAUUCAGGCCUUAUCAAAGUAACACUUCUUUCCUUUUAUUACUCCUCUGAACAGCACAGCUCUUUUUCUCUCUCCUACCUCGCACACAGUCCCUGCCUCUGUCAGAGGAGAUGUAGUGGAGUGAGAUGAAAUGUCUGAGGAGCCAUGAAGUCUCCACUCUCUGUACACCCGAGUUCAUCCCUCUUCCUGUCUUAAUUUUUAUUCUCUCCCUCACUUUUAGAAUUGAAAGUUAUCCGGCUGUCUGUAGAGGCUGUGCCGCAUGAAUAUCACCUUUGGGGUCUUAUUAAAUCAUUGUAAUAUGGCCGGCAACACGACUCAGAGAGACCCCAAACAAACCCAAUCACUGUGCAGACUUCUCUGACUCAUAACUACGGGGAAAUAUGACUCUCAGAGAGACAGCUCUGGUCACUGCACUGACACCAUUUCUCAAUCAAAAGCUGAUUAGCAGUAAUUUUAUCCAGUACACCUGUUCAAAUGCAGAAUCAGGUCUUUGGAUUUAUAAAACCGCCUCUAUUGUUUCCACUAAAACUUUUGAUUGUACCACACAGAUUGUUUCUCACUGUUUAUGCCUAAGGUUAGAAAUUUCGGCUGUUCAUUUAUCUUCCUUUAUCCUCUUUCCCUUUCCAUUCAUCGCUGUUACUCGCUCCUGUGAUCACUGUAAGUGAGUUUUUCUUUGAGCAAUAUUUUCUUCAGCGCCCACCGAGGAGCAGAGGGCCGAAUCAUUAGUGGUCAUUUUCAGGGUUAGUUAAUAAUGCAUGGGGAACAAACACAGAUUUGUUAUUAAUUUGGGGUCUUUUUGAUCAUCGCUCUUAUAAAAACGUUAAAAUUUAUUCAUGUUUAUGUUCAUCUUGAGGUGGAGAAGUUUACCGCCGCUUCUAUCUUGUCGCUCUGCAAGCUGAUACAUAAUUAAAUGAGACCGUUUACAGAAUAUCAGGAUCUAUUUUCUCGGCUGCUGCUACUUAUUAUUACAGUUGACCUAGGGCUGGGCGAUAAUGGCAAAAAUAAUAAUCACAAUUAUCACGGGGGUUAAUCAGUUGUGUGAUCGCUGACAAUAACUUGCUAUUGCUAAUACUCGGUGCGUGCGUGCUAUGCGGUGUAGCGCUCAUGUCCGCUGCAUACAUAUGAGUCAGAGUUAGAGCCACGUAACUAAAAAACAAACUUUUAUUUAGCCGUGGAUAAACUGCACAUUGGAAAAACCCUGAAGUUGGUUGUGUUGCUUUGUGGAGCAGAAACAACAGUGUGACAAACUUUGCAAACAAUUUCCUUUUGCUUGACAUCUGUAAAAUUGACGCCAAAAUGUUCUGAAGUUGUUCUAACUUACUUCUCAACCAAAAGCAGCCCUCCUGCCGUGUUUUUAAUCACUCACUCCUCACAUUAGUGAUCCACACACGUCACACGCUUGCUGCAGCUGCACGUAACAGGGAUGCAUUCAAGGGGUUUUUCCAGCACAGGAACUUACAAACAUGCCGCACUGUGUGGUGCAUUAAUUGUUUUUCUUCAGUUAUAAUAUUUUUAUGAUCAUAAGACGUCAAAAUCAAAAUUAUGAUUAAAAUUCGAUUAAUUGUCCAGCUCUAAUUUGAUCAUAAAGAAAGAGCAUGAUGAACUUUUUUAAUCAAGAAUCCUUGAUUACACAUGUACGGUGCAGAACCCAGUUUGUCCACAGGGGGCGCCAAAGUCCACACAAAGUGAAAACCCCUCACAGGAGCUUUAAAGUAAUGAUUUGUUUUUAAGUAAGAUUGUGAAAGAGUGAAACCGGCUGAAGUAGCAGUCAACUUGUUUGUGUUAAAAUGUCUGAUGAGGAAGUCAGAGGUAGACCGACUUAAAUCUCUACCCACAGACUUAACUAAGAAGCAGACAGGGUCGUGGAUUUAGCUGCUUAGAAAAACAUUAAGAAGAGCUCAGAGGUCGGAGAAUCGUAACGAUAUUUUAUUCGUUUGUCCUGUUUGUGCUGUCCGCCCUGGUUUAUGAUGGCUUUUAGAGGCAUUACAGGUAUGUUUCUGAGGUUACGGCCGGUUUGAAUGUCAGCGCUAAAAGAUCAUCGUUUAUUGAUGGCACUGCGAGUUCAUCCAGACAACCGCAGCCAGGUAUUGAUCGGAAAUCAGCAGCUUUCAAGACAAAGCAGAAAUGAUAGGGGGGCUCACACUCUCAGCUUCGCUCAGCAACAUUUCCGAGCGGUCGGAGAGACAGACUCUUUUCUCAGUUAGCAGAGAUGCCGUUAAGAGCCUUUCAGUUCGUCGUCUCAUUGAGUAAAAGUCUCGUUAUUCUGUUCCUACAAAUACGAAAAUACACUGAAAUACAAUACAGUGGUGUUUGCUGGGAAAAAAUACUCCCUGACAAUUAUCACUUGAUUCUUUGGUAUCAGACUUUCCGAGCAGUUUAUGUUCCUGUGGAGAUGAGAGUAUUGAUUUCUGUGGGCUUUUAAGGCUGGUUAGAUAAACUAUUGUUGUCACAGUACGGGCUGUGUGUGUUUCAACACAAAAGCCAUUGUGGACUAUCAGACCUUUCAUCAAGUCGACAAAUUUCAGCUGUCAGUGGAAAUGUGAAGGUUUAUAAUUUUAGGAUUUAUGGCCAGCGUUCAAUUUGAGUCAAAAGUAAUCAUGAAAAACUUUAUUGAACCAGAUUUUAUUCUUUCAAAAUGUAAUGUGUGGUUGGAGAGGGAGCUUUUCGACACAAACUCCCUCUUGUUACUUCUUUUCUUCGGCUGUUGCUGCAGAAAAUAGGGAUCAGUGCAUGAUAGUUUUAAAGGAGCUAUAGCAAAGACCCUGAAUGCAUAAUGCCAGACUGUAAGGCACAAACAGUACGAGCGGCUUACAUAACCAUAUAUCACGCACAGUUUGAAGCUAUAAAACAACCUCUGGAAAGCUUUAUGUCUGGGUUACUGCAGUUUUAAAUUAGGCUUGUAAAGCAUUACAACAACCGCAACCUCCUUGUUUUUACACACAGUAAUACGACCGAGGCUUCUGUCGCUAAAACACUAAAGUUUCAAGUGUCUGCAGAGCUCGUCUCUGUGUGCAUAAGCAGGAGUGUUUUAAGUUCCUGCUUCUCCAGAGUCGACAGGUCUGAUGGUGAGACAAGACAGAACCAAAGGAGCAAUUAGUGAGUCAUUGUCAACAAUGGAUGUGAGGAAAAAACGUCUCUGUUUCCAACCGUGUGGGCUGACUUUAAAAUGUCAGACACUUUAAAUAUCUCCAUGUACUUAUGCCGUUAAUUGUAAAUUCAGCAGAAUUAUGAAACAUUCAAAGCCUCCAUUACCAGUGAAAGCUUUGAAGCACUUGUAAACACAGGGAUGUAGUUAGUCGUCACACAGCAGACCCACACACUCACCUUUAUGCAACCAGGGGAUGAAACAAACUGAAAUCAGUGGCAGAAUGAACAAUGAAGUGAAAUUAUUAUUAUUAUUAGGUGAUUCAUGGAGCGGCUCAGCUGUUUGCAGGUCAUCACACCCUACAAAUGUGGUCUAAAAGACAGACUGAUUCAUUUCUCUCAUCAUGUUUGAUUUCCUGAUCUUGACUGAGUGUUUCUCUAUGAUAUCAGAUCAGAAACAGAUUUGAUUUUUAUCUUAUUUAAUUGUAACUAGGGCUGGGCGAUACGGGAAAAAGUUUAUCACGAUAUAUUUUUUUCAUAUCAGUCGAUAUCGAUAUAUAUCACGAUAUAAAAAAUGAACUUUAGCAGUGCUUAUUGAUAGCAUGUCUUUUGCAAUACGAUAAUCUACUGCAUCUGUGAAGUCUUUGUGUCUUUAUGCACUUCUAACUCAGUAAGUCCACGGGACACAAACUAGAAACUUACAUACAAAACCGCAGACAUUUGAAGGAUUUUAUAAACAAACCCGGACAAACCCGGAAAAUAGAGGACAUGUCCGGGUAAAAGAGGACGUAUUGUCCCUUUAAUUUUAUUUAUAUUGAAAAAUAAAUAGAGUCAUUUGAUUUAAGAUUUUAGUUUUCUAUUGAGACAAAAGGGAAAGGGAGCUUUAUGGACACUUGUUUUUGUUUUCCCCAUUCGUAUGCCUUAAAUUAAAAUGAUUAUUUGGAUGUGAAUUUGUUAAACAGUGUUUAAAAAAUAUUUUACUUGCACUUUGUUUUAUUUUGUCUGUCAUUCUUUGACUCUGUAUCAAGUGUUUUGUUUGACAUUUCAAUACAGUUUGUAUAACUUUAAUCAUCGGUUUCUGUCUAUUAAUUUCCUCCCGGCUCCACGAGCCCAGGAUUGACUUUGUCUUAUAUGUUUGUGUUAUAAGCCAUAUUUAUUCAUAAACAAUUCCAUAAGUGUUACAUAAAGUUUUCUUGUUUUGUCUGAACUUCUCACACUCUCUCUCCAAAACUUGGUCCGGUAAAACAAAGUUGUGGACUUGGGAAUCAGCCGAGAGAUUUGUUUUGGUUUUUGUUUCAGGGAGGAAGAAAUAUUCUGAACUGUUCUCCGGCUCAAAGUUGAGCCUUGAGGGAGUUAAAUUUUUCUGUGAAUAUAUAGAAACUUUUGGGAAACCCUCUUGCUUAGAUAAAACUUGAAGCCUCUCUGUGUAGGAGAAUUUUAAAGCACCUCUCUGCUUCUUGAUCGGACACGUAACACCGCGGUUCGGUGACUCAUCAGUGCGAACACUGAGAGAUCACUCAGGCUUAUUCUCGCUGAGUCAAAAUAGUGUUUACAUGAAAAAUGAAUCAGCCGAGCGGACCAGGGAGCACUUUGUUGGUCCAAGAUACUAAACUUAUUAUGCUGUGGGUCUCUAAAGUUCAUAUUUAGAUCAAACUGUGAAUUAUUCCUGAAACAAUAGAUCCGUUUGUCCUCCUAUCAAGACGGCUCAUGGGUACUGAAGUGUUAAAAUCAGUGACUUACUCAUAACUGGUAUCAAUGUUUGAAUAAAAAGGCAGGGCUCACUGUUACUCUGAAUCAAAGCUGCGUCACAAAAAAGCUACAAACGCCGUUUUCUCUGACGGCGGUCAAAUGUCACUGAAAAAAUCUCACGGCAAUCCGCUCGACAAAAGUCCUGCAAUUCAAUAGAAAUGAAAAGCUUUCUGUCGAGUGUCCAAAGGUGGAAUAUUUCAGAGGAUUUGAUAUCUUUAUGUGCAUCAUUUUUGACCCACAGGUUAGGCGGCUCAGCUGGACUCAAUUUCCCGGACAGGUUGGGGUAUUAUGAUAAAUACAGAACACUUCUCGAGACAGUUAUUGUGUAAACGCUGGUGGGCGAUGAGUUGGUUAGUCAGCAGAUCUUUGAAAGCUUUGCACUGUGGGUAAAAAUCAUCUUAACUACUGGACAUUUCUAGCUGUGGUUAUGGAAAAUCAAGCGUGUAGUGACUGCUUUCCUUCAACAAAAAAGGCCGCUGGGGUUUCGGUUUGUUUGCAUCUGUGACUCGUUCAAUUAUCAGUCGGGUUUGAGUGUUAAAAAAGUAAUUUAUUGUUCAAAAAAGGAAAGAAAACAUCCGAAACCUUUGCCUCCAAAUGAAGAAGUGAUAAGACGAAAUGAGGUUAAAACAGGAUGAGUGAAAAGGUGAAAAAUGGUCAACAGAGAGAGUUAAAUAACGCGCCAAACAUCCCAAAACCACAGUGACCUAUUUAGUAAUCAUACCCUAAACAAAUAUAUUUUCGCUCUUACAAAGCAGGAGAUUACGAAUUCAUGCAUGAUAUUUUUACAUUUUUAUCUCUUCUUCUUCUUCGUUGUCUGAAUCAGGUUAACGAUGUGUUUCCUCUUUGUUUUGCAGAUCUCUCCGCUGCCGUCCAGAAGUUCUCCCAGUCCCUGCAGGAGUUCCAGUUCGAGUGCAUAGGUGAUGCCGAGACAGAUGAUGAGGUGAACAUCGGUAAGUCCAGUUUGGCCGAGCCCAGGAGGGCAGAUCUCUGUCUUUGCGGUCUUUCAUCUCUUUUCCUCUCUGCUCAGCCCAAUUAAUCACACUGUCACCCCUCUCAGAGCCAGAACCUUCCCCGACACAGACAUGAGGGUUCUCCAGGGUGAUACUUAAGCACAAUUGGCUGCUGUACUUAAACUUAUCAUAAGGGCUGUGUCCUCUGGUUAAGAGGCGGUGCUCAAAAUGUGAUAUUAUUGUGUUUGAGAUUUUUAACGCUGGCUAAAGUGGUGAACGGAAAAAAAGAGGAACCAUCAGGGUCACUGCAAACUCUUUUCAGAUAUAAAAUUAGCUCACUCUGCGAAUUCCUGGAUUGGGAUUAGGCGUUAAGCGUACAUCUUAAAGUUGUCCACAGUGCAUGUGUAAUUAAUGGUAUUGAUUUGCUUAUGAUGCCUUAUCUUCUCCAGCCUAUAGGAGAUCAGAAGGAGUAAUUGUGAUCAGUGUCAGAGAUUAAUGGAGGUGUGGACCUCGUAGCCUCCAACAGGAAUAUGAAAGCAGCUGUGCAGAGGGCCUCUCCGGCUCUAAUGGGCAGGACUCCCAGUCUGGCCUCUUCCUCCUCUUCCUUUCUUUUUUCACUGCUCAUUAUCCCCAGCCCGAGUCCUUCGCUCCAUGGAGCUGCAGACUGCUGAAUUACUGUCCAUCUGUGAGGGCUAGACUGGAUAUCGACCUCCUACAUGAGGCUGUAAUGUUCAUCUGAAUGUGUAAUGAAGAGUCAGUCCUCCCUUUUUUUUCUACUAAAGCUGGGGCGGCAGUGUGCAGGAGACCAAUUAUGCUUAUUGGAAAAAUCCACACCCAAAUCCAAGCCUCAUUAAAAUCAAGCACGCUUUAAUUUGAGGCAGUGCAUCCUUUCCCUGGACUUCUAUCAAGAGCAGUGUUUGAACAAUAGACAUUUAAGCUGCCCACCUGUUAUGUAGCUGGACCUGCUUUGUAUUUACAGUGCAAACCACUGCAAGCCCAGAAGCCCGAGAGUGGUGGCCGUGCCUAAUGCUCUCAGAUGACGGAGCCAUUUGUUUGGGAGCAUUUUAUUAUGAUACAGACAGUACAUUAAAAAUAAAGUAUGACACCCAGGAUGUAGAAAAAGCCUGUCUACAGCCUGUUUAACCAUCAGCAUGUUAAUGAUUUUCUACCUUAAAUUAUAACCUCCUACAAACAGCCUGUGUGUUUGAAAAAUAGCAGAUGGGCUUGUUUCUGAUAGGUUGUACAAAAAUUAGGGCUGGGACUCGAUUAAAAAAAAUAUCUUAUUAAUCAGAGGCUUUGUAAUUAAUUAAUCGCAAUUAAUCGCAUUUUAAUCGCAUAUAAAUAUUUGACCUGAGAAAAGUGAGAAUCAUUUUUUUAAACGGUACACGAGUAAGGAUGCAGAGGGCGGAAAAUUUCCAGUAAAUUUCCAGAAACUUUCAUGGAAAGUUAAGCUUGGGAAUUUUGAAAACUUUCCAUGGGAAUUAUGGAAAUUACUGGAAUUUAUGGGAAAUUAUGGGAAUCUACUUGAAAUUGGGGGAAGUUUAAACAAACUGUAUCAUAUCCAAACAAAAAUGUAAAUAUUUUUCCUUCAACAUUAGCUUGUGUGAUACAUUUCCACACAUCUGAUGGCAAAUGUGGCAUUUUUCUGUAGAACAAAAUAACAAAAACGCUCGGAAUCAGAAGAAACAGCAUCACUUUUGAGGUAGCUACCACCACCAUAAUAAGCUAGCCAUUUAAAUGGUCAAUGAAAUGAAAAAUAGCUUACAUUUAGCACCUAAUUUUAUUUAAUUUUAGCAAAAUAAAUAUUAAUACUAUUAUAAAUUAAAUAUCAUUUUUCCAUGCGUUGGGUGGGACUGGAAUUACUGCGGCGCUAACUUAUAAGCGGUAUCCCUGAAGGUGCGAUUACGAUGCAUUAACAUUUUUAAGGAGAUAAUAUUACUGUACUUAACAAAUUGCUAUUAACGCGUUAAAGUCCCCGCCCGACCAGAAAGGUGUCAAAUUCAGGGGACCUUCCAUACAAACUAAAUCUACUGCGUCUCGAAACACAUUUUUCCUUGUAAUUAAUGUGAGCUGGUCGUUCAGUGAAGUAAAAGUGUUCAAUAUCUUGUUAGACAGAAAUGAUUUCUUUAAACCCUGACAUCUAUACUGCUGGGUUCUCCCGGCGCCUCAGAGAGAAAGGGCUGUGAUUACUCUUUGAGAAAAAAAUGAAACUGCCCGUUGAAUCAAUCUAGUCAUCAAUGAAACGGAGCCUCUGAGUGACAUCCCUGGACCCUUCGUGAAGGCCAUCCACCAUCUUGAUGCAGUAUCGGUACAGCUCACUUUGAUGCUCCUAACUUACCCACAGAACAGCAGGAUUCCUGUAUGUGCUGCCAGACAGGUUCACCUGACCUUUAUUGAUUUUACUCUAUGACUUCCUGCAGUGACAUUCACAUUCCAGGCCAGUUAUCUAGGAAUCAAUGGGGGCAAAAGAUUGAUGUGGCCACAGAAAUUUAAAUUUCUCAAAAAAGUUACAUGGUCUUUCCUCAGAAGGUCAAUCCUUCAGUCACUCUGUGCGGGCCGUGCUGAGCUCUUCACUGAGGAGACGGUCAAAUAAGGUCUCGCUCUUGAAAGUUAAAAUGAAAGUAGACAGACAACAUUUAAACUUUUAAGACUAUUGUAUGCAGAGAGGAAAUGAACAUGUGCCCUUAAUAUCUUUCAAUAUAUUGGCGUAAGCUCAUCUUUCUUAUUCACUCACCCUGGAGGUGGUAAAUUUUCUUUUAUUCAGUGAUUCAUCAGAUCUAUCGCCUUUCCUCCAUUUACCAGUGAAUGAUAUGCAAGCUGUAACCUCACUUUGACUUCCAUUUCCUUUCUUUGGAGUCUAAUCUUGUCCCAUCAACCGGUCCAGCUGUGCCCUUUACCCCCUGAGAGGUUUGCUGUUGAUAAAGGAGCCGCUGGCGUUAAUAGGAGGCCAGUCUGCCUGCAGGAUCACUGGCACAAAAUCACUGCUCCCUGCUCUUUAAAAGCUUCGGCGUGUAAAUGGACCAAAGUGUCUAAGAUGAUGCAUGGCUCCCUGUGCCAGGCCGUCGCGGCUGAUAAUGAUGUUGCUGCGUUGGCAAGCAGAGCAGCUCCAGCGCCGCUUAAAUGGUUGGACACGGGGUGUCAGAGGCUGACCAACAGGGGCCACACUGUAUCUGGACCCCUAUUUAAUGAAGCCGUGAAGCUAUCAAGGCUCUUUUUUUUGGCUGAUAAGAUUUCAUGUAUUGUACGCAGAAUUCAGCUGGCUCUGCAGAAUGUAAUAUAAGCUACUGAAGUACAGCCCAGAUGGUGCGAACGCAUCAGUCUCUCCUAUAUUGUGACAGUACAUUGUAAAGCCUUGCAGCGGAAGAAAAUAAAAGGAAGCAAUCAGUGGCUUCAAUUUAAUUGAAGUAUUGUUCUUUACUGCUAUUCUUAGUUUUAAAUUGGACAGCUGCAUGAUUUUAUUAGGUUCUAAAAUGUGCUGCACUGAAAGCUCAGAGGCUGCAGUGAAAAUAAACAUUUUAGCACCAUGCUAUAGUGCUUGUGGGGAGCCAAGAACAUCUGAUGUUUAAUGACGGAGCCACUGUGCUAAAAUAUCUUCUUUUCUCCUUCGAAUAUAACAACAAGAUAGAUCACUGUGCUCCUCCAUAAUAGGGAACAUAUUGUCCUUGAUGCAUCAUACAUGUUGGAGUGUUUAUUGACCAAACAAACUGUAUCUCACUUUUAAUGCAGUGUCUCAGAAACGGCCUUUCUCUCUGUGUUUCAGCCCAGUCCUUCAAAGAGUUCUCCCAGCUGCUCAACACGGUGGAAGAAGAAAGGAGACGCCUGGUAAGAGACGGCACGUUUUGAUAUUCGGUUUUUUCUUUCAUGGAGGUUUUGAAUGAAAAGAAGAACAAAUGAGAAGAGAGGACAUGCUUCCCUCCCCUCGCUGUAAUAGGGUAAACAUUUUACCAGAAAUUGGUUUGUGCUGUCAGACUUGUCUUUAUUUGGACUAGUAUCAUCUGGUGUGAGGAAUUGAGUCUGCAGGUAUCUCGCCUCCAAUUUCCCACCAAAGCAAACAGAGCUGGAUUCUGCCACUUUGUGUGUACACAAGUCAGGCACCAUUCGGCUCAGGAAGGGCUGAGGUGCUCUUUUGAAAUACAAUGAGGCUGGAAUUACCCCAAAACUCCCGACAGUGUUACAGAGCCGCAGUAAUAGGAACCGAAAGAGGAAAAAGUGAUUCUGAUUUUACACUGUAAAACAUGAAACAUGGAAUAAUCUCGACUUUGCUGUUGUGUUUUUACAUCUUACAAUUUACAAUCUUAUAUUUGUUUUAAUUCUGAUUUCUUGUGACUUUUUGACUCUCCAGCUUUACAGUUUUUCAUGUGAGAAAAGGAAAAACCUGGAUCUGCUCUAAGCAUUUGUUUUGUACAAGGAGACUCUGUUGUGGGUGGUACUGGAGGUGCCUCGAGGCAGGAUUUACCUCAGACCACAUACUUGAGCUGUGCAUCUGAUUUACCCAGUCAGAUAUGCAAAUGAGAUCAGCAGCAGCAGCAGCAGGUUUGCAGUCAUAGACUUUGUAACUAACUGAGACGUUUUCAUUAGGACUCCGUUCUCCGUGAAGGAGCAGACUGCAAACUUUUUAUAGACACUUUCAUUCUGGCGGGGUGGAGUGGGGGUGGGGGGGUGGGUGGGGGUGGAGUGGGGGUGGGGGGUGUUUGAUGCAGAAAAGAUUAACUUGGAAAAAAACUUUAAAUGGCUCACAGUAAAGAGACUCUCAGGACCGACACACUGAGGGCGAAAAGAUUUUGGCCAAAAUUAAAAUCCAGAUUUUUUUUCUACGAUUUUUUUUUAUUCAGUGACAACUUCACCAAACUUCAUUUUAUUAAUACAAAGUUUUUCUAUCAACUAUUUAUGGAUUUAAGUACUCUCUGACCCGUCUUAAAAAAGUACUGUUUUCAAAAAGUCCCGUUUACGUUUCAGUGUGGAUGAAACGCUGAUACGACAAGAAAGUUUUAGGAUCUAUUGUUAAAGAGACAAGACCUGACACCGAGACAUUACGUAAGGAAAGAGUUACCUUUGGGAAACACUGGAGAUAAAAGAUAAAAGAUAAAAAAUUAAUAAAUGGUCAAAAGAAAAACUAAAACCUGAUGGACUAAACGAAAAAAAUAAUAUUAAAUGAACAGGUAAGUAAAGAAAAAGACUAAGAACAGAGAUAAUUGAUAAAAUGACAUAAAAUAAACAUUAAGAACUUCGAUUAAAAUGAACAUUUGCAAUAAGAGAAAAAUAAAAAGGCAAUUAGUGAAAAGCCGGGUUAAAAAGGUGAGUCUUGAGCCUCUUCUUAAAACAUCAACAGUCUAUGAAACGCCGUUUCCGUGUUGAUGAAACACCAAUACCACAAAAAACUUUUGCAUUUACUCCUGAAUUCGUUUCCGUGGUGACGGGUUGAUACCGCCUUCCGACAGACUUUACAGCGGGGAGUGGUUUACUCUUCGUCUGAAACUGCGAAGCCGUACCAAUUCAACACGACUGACUUGCUCUUGUCCUAUUUAACCACGAAAUUAACGCCUUCUUUUACAACGCCAUGUUUGUUUACACUGGUGUGUGUGGGAACUGGCCGAGCCUACGGUGGCCUGGAGGCGCAAGACAUGAUAAAGAGGAAAAUCGAUUUAAGGAUUUUAUUUUUUUAAUAAUCGUCAUAAUCAAAUAAUCCAAUUAUAAUUAAAAAAGAUUUAUCAUGCAGCCCUACAUCAUGCCAAAAUGAAAGACUGAUCUGGAGAUAUUGGGAUGAUGUCUUUUUUCCUACAGAUGGGUGCACAGGUGUACUCACUAACUCGGCAGUUAAAACACAGGUUUAUCUCUUGGAUAUUAAUUUCAGAACUUAAUCUAAAGUGACGCAGCGUGAACCUUUUCCUGCUGACAUUCAAAGUGCAGCUUCAUUUUAUGAUAGACACAGUUGCCCUUUUGAAGAUGUGGGUCACCUCUGUGCAGCCCAUGUAGCUUUAUGAGAUAGCAUGUCAUCCUAAUCAGUUUGACAAGCAUAAAGUCACCGUUCGUAAAUUCAUAUCGCCUGUAGAGUUGGUGAGGCCCAAAGCUCUGAUUUAAUAAGUGUAGAUCAUGCGUGGCCUCUAACACCUGCAUCAGGGCUGAACCCAGAAUAAAUGGAAAAUUCAGACGUGAAUAUUUUCCCAUGUGAGGUAAUAUGUUUUAAAUUUAAUUGAUCAUCUUAAAAUAUCAUCACCCUGAUAAACAGGCCUGAAAAAUGAAGAAUUACAAUCACCGUCUGUAUUUCAAGCAGUCAAAGUACAUAUUAAUAUAUUACACACAGGAAUUCCUCAGUCUGAAGCAUCAAGAUAGCAGGAGAGGUUGAUGAAUUAUGAAGGAGGACAUUUUCCUCAUUAUUUCAUCUGAAUUUUAAAUCAGUUGUGACGAUAAACAUCAUAAAUCGAUGAAAGUGAUCGUUCGGUAUGUGUAUUUUGGGACAGAGCUGAGUAAUAGCCGACAUUUUAGUCCUAGAUUUUAAAAAAGUGUCUUCCUGGAGAGCCAAACUGGAAAAAUGUGGUUCGUUUUUGUCAGUUUAACCAUCUGACAUGAUUUGGUGUUUGCAUUUUAUGCGUUUCCAUUUCUUUGCUCGAGUCGCAUCCUCUGCAAAAUAUUUGCUGUCGGAGACGAAUUUAAAUUCACAAAGAGUAGAAAUAAGUCACUUUUGUGUCACAAAGCAGUGAAAUAACACACAGCGAUGCGAUGUAAAUUUCCGUGAGACCGCUGUGAAUUAUAUUUCCAAAAACAGGAGGUGACAGACUCACAAAUAAACUCAGUAUGACACAGGGCUGGUUGGCUCUCACUACCCCAGUGCCUCAAACUAGGCUCUGACAUCUGAUUGUGACUUUGUCUUCCUCCUGCAGAGGCGGUCAUCUGAUGGCUGUCGAGGAGGAUCAGAGCAGAUUUGGACACACCUGGUUAGCUGGUUCAGAAAAAGACCCCUUUGUUUUUAUCAUGUCGAGGGCGCACUGUACAUUUGUAGUCUGAGAUGGCGCUGAAAGGAAACUACUUUGCAGCUUGAUGUGUUUACAGCAUUGGUAUGCGUAAGACACAGAAACAGGAGAAGGAGGGAGGUGCAUGUUAAUGUAGGAGCUCCCAGGUUUCUUCUUUUUAAAAUCGUUGAAUGUUCAAAGGAGAUUAACGCCGAAAAACAUGAAUAUGACAAGUAAAACCAAAAAAUAAAGUAGCUGAGGAAGACUACUAAUACAACAACAACAUUCGAAAACAGGUUUUAAAAGCUCUGUUUCAUUCAAACUCAUGACGUACAUGACUCCUUCCCCUCCAUAAUGUAAACUGACAUGGUGCUACCUCCUGUAUCCGACCUGUAAACUGUUAAUGACUCACCUCACAUUAGGUGUAAACGCGUGAGCACUAUCUAUAGAAAUGCAUGGAGGAGGGACAUGCACAUUGAUGCCCACGUGCACAUCUCUAAACCUCCUUUUUUGAGCAGAAUUACACUGCGAACAUUCACAAUAUCAAGUUCAGUCCGCAGGUUACCCGGAUCACGACUCCCACUUCAAACAUUUUCGUGAAUCAAUUUCCAAAACGGACUCUUUCAUUUCCUCAACAGUUCCACUCUGGCUUAAGUUGAUCUUAAUCAUAAAUAUUUAAAGGUGCUCUUUUAUGUUUAAUAAGCUCGGAAAUCAAACUCAGCUUUAAAAAAUGGGAUAAAUCACCCUUAUCUCAAAACUCCAAUACAGCAGAGUCCACUUCUUUCCUGCUGCGGCUCAAAAUCUUCAUCAAUUCAAAGGUUUUUUUCUGAGUUACAAAGUGAAGGAUUUCCAGCUGAUUGUCAAAAUAAAGUUAAAUCAGUGAGGUACUUUAAAGCUUUCUGAUAAUGUAUUAAGGUGUUUUUAGUGGGGUUACCAAUUUGGUCUCAAUGAGUUUCCACGAAGGGUUCAAAUCCUAACUCAUCCAUAUCAGGGUUGGUUUGAUAAAUAUGCUUUAAAUUAAAUAUCUAUUGGCCUCCAACUAUUCAUUGAAAUUGAGCAAACAGCCUUUCAAAGCACUAUAAAUUAUCUCUAUCUGUAAGUUAUACGAUUAUAUCAUCUGCGUAAAGGGUGAGUUUGUGUUUUUCGUUUGAGGUUAGGUCUUUUCUAAGAAUAAUUCAAAGCCAAAUAUGGACUCAGCUCUUUCACAAAGGCACAAAUUUUUAGCACAAACAAAUAACUUUACUUUUGGCUGAUAAUCUUAUUUUAUUAUUUAGGUCACAAACGCAUUAGAAUUAGUGUGAGACUAUUUCAACAUCAGUCUCAACAGCAGAGGUCUGAGUCAUGAUAAUCCUCAUUUCAACCUUCCCUCUAAAAUGUAAAGAAGCUUAGAUCUAAAGCUAAAGUGAGAUUUGCUGGAGUUACUGAAAAACCACCUGAACAAGUUAGGAUUGAUAAAAAGAGAAUAACUGAUUUAUUCCUAAUAAUUGGAGGAUAUUAACACCCUUAGGUUGUUGGAUAUUUCAUGGUUUUUACUUCACCACACUGUCGUAUCUUAAAAUGAAACUAAAAUAUGACCGACCUGCACGGUUAUUCUUGCUAUUUUUUCACCUUUUGUUUAUUCGCCAACGACAGAGCGAUAUCCUUCCUUAUUCUGACUCGAACUCUGUCUCUGGCACACUUGAACUCAGACGGAUCAGAAUCAGCCGGGGAAGGGGAACGACAGCGGCGUAAAAAUAGCUUUGUUUUAUAACUUCUGAUACCUGUGUGUCAGAACGGUAGGCCUCGCUGUCACUCAGGAGCGUGAGUGGGCUGAAUUUCGUGAGGAGAAACGGUUGCAAAAAGUGCCCCAAUGCACAGAAACCAAACAUUUACAACGGCAGCCAACUGUCGUCAUAAAAAAUUCAAUUGGAUUGUUAAAAAAUGUAUCCAGCUGUCAGUAAGUUGGUAAAGCUGGCAGGCGAAGUUUACCAAGGAGCCUGAAUGAGACGGAUAAUUUGUCUUGUGAAGUUACAUAGAUAUUUAAGGAGCAUAUUUCAUCUAUUAAUUAAUAUGUGUCUGCUGAACCUUCAGGUUGAUGUAUGAGAACAUAAAACUUCCCACCUGGGAGAGGUAUUUCACCCACCAGGCUCUGUGGGAUCCAGUCUCUCUUUAGCACCGACGACGACAGGAAAUAGAUUUUGUCAGCAAACAGCUCUUCUUGUGAAUGUCUAAACGCCUGAUUUGCUUCCCUCACUUCUCCGGCAAACAGCUGUCUGCAGAUUGAACGUUCACAACAUGCUCUGUUUGAAAGGAAACCUGUGACCUUGCUAUACCGUUUGCUGUAAGUGACACGUAACAAACACAAAGCGGAGAGGCAGCGAGAAGGAAAGGAAUCAGCGGUGAGGAAGCGACAGGCUUUAAAACAGUGACAAUCAUCAGCUCCUCUGAUGUGUCUCACUCAGCCGAUUUGUGAUCUGGAGAUGUGUUCAAGUUAACAAAGUACGCCGUGUUGAAUUAUCAGACAUCCUGUGAGUUUGACGGAGUGUUUUCUCUUUGUUUGAUCAUUUUAAGGAGUCUCCUGUUUAACAAAUCCUUUUGAGAGUGUGUCAGACAAUAUUUCACUCAUAUUUACAUCACACCGUGUCUAAAGUUUUAUCCUAAAUCAACAGAAGCAUCUGUCCAUGAUGAUUUUACAUAUACAUGGCACUAGAGCUGCACGUUUAAUCAGUUUCAAAUUGCAAUCAGAUUAUUUGAUUAUGACGAUGUUUAAGGAUGUAAUGAUUACCGGUAAAAUGAUUGACGGUUGGUACUACUGCAUGCAGCAGUCCUUCGGAUACAGGCACGCCAUGCGCAUGUACAUUGCUCAGUAUACAACUUUUAAAAAUGGCGGAGGGCAGUUCUGCCGACCGUGUUGCAGAGAUUAUUCAGCUAUCAAAGAAAACAAAGUCCAAAGUUUAGGCGUAUUUCGGUUUCUACAAAGGGUUGCCAGGAAGGUUUUGUGCAUCUCAGCAACCAGCGUGGCAUCCGAGAGGAUAUUCAGUGCCAGCGGGAACAUCGUUUCCCCUCGCAGAUCACGACUCAAACCAGGAAAGUAAAUAUGCAGAAAUUUUUACAUUUCAAUCUGAAGUAGUGAACAAAGUCAGCAGCAGCACCUUAUGGUGGAGAAAACCGACAAUCUGUGUAGUUCAUUUGAUUUGUUAACAUAUUUGAUGUUAUUUUAUGAAUGACGACCAUUUCAUCUCCGUGUGGAUGUCUAUCUGCAUCUCUGGAAACGAUUAUUUGACACACAGUGUGACUCUUUAGUGGCGCUUGGCUGUAUCCGGCCAAAACAACCUUUAUACCCAUGCUCUGCUCUCUUCUUCUGUCUUUUUUGCAUUUCCUGUGCAGCGCUACAGUCAGCCACUUACUGGCUUGGCAUAUGCUCUACAUCGUUUUAAGUUUUGUGAAGUUGUCAAAGAAUAAAAAAUCAAAAUCAAAAACCGAGUUUUCAGAGAAAAAAAGCGAGAUUUAGUUAUUGGCGUGCAGCUCUACGUGGCACAUUAGGAGGAAUAAUUCAAACAGUGAUAUCUUCGACUCACUCAAACCAAGGUUGAUUUUAGCUGAGUGGAGGAUGGCUCAAAGGUUUGUUACCGUCUGUCCCAAAUACUUUCAGACUUUCAUUAAACAGCCUCCGCGGGUGAAGCAGAACAAUGACUGCCUUUAUUUUAAACUGUAGUUUCAGGGUCAGCGGCACAUUCCUGUUAGCAGACCGGCACACAAGUCACACACAGAGCGGAGUUACUGUUCUGUUAAAUCCUGAGAAAACAACACCAGCAUAUGCCUCACCCCACACAAAGAAACUCUUUACACCUUUCGGUUUCACGUCUGAGGCAGAGACAAAUAGUAGGGAGUUUUAAAGUGUUUAAGAAAAUGUACACCAAAGGAGAUCUCAACGUGAGAAAUAAAUACAAAGUCUGGCAGACAAUCGGCGCUCAAGGGACUUUUUUUCUUCAUCGCAUCUCACAGAGAAGCGAGGGGGUGAGAACUAAAUUAUAAGAUGUGUCUUUCUUAUAUUACUGAGAGGAAAAUAAGGAUGCUACAGCUUGUUGAGUAUUACCAAGCUGUCGAAGAUUUAAGAGAUGGCUCUAGAGGACAGACAGCUUGUCUCACAGCUUUUCUUUUUUAUUUUGUCUGUUUGAAAACUUAGAUGGUUAGAUAUAAUAUACGAACACCAGAACUGUCAAUCAAACUAAACUACACAUGUGAAAGAUAUCUGGGCUUAAGACCCCUCUCUUUUGGGGCCCUAAAAUCUGAAAUCCUGUUCUGAGCAUUAUUUGUGGCUAUAGAGUGGCGUUUUGGUUGAGGUUUGUUUAUGGCUCCUCAGACUGCUGUGUAGUGCUAUAGUGAAGUCGUUACUAAAGUUUGAAUAACUAGAGAAGUAAGCAGUCGGCAACAUUCAUCUCUCGAGUGGGUGUCUAACUCAGUGUUAUGGUGUGUUUGACCCUAAAUUAAUUUUACCCCGGGAUAUCCCUUUAAGAGGUGACUAUUACAGACAUCAUGCUUUUAAGUCCUUGGAGGCUAAAGGUCAAUCCAAUCAGCCAAUCGGAUAGCUUUGUGGGCGGGACAUGCUCUUUAAUUAGCUAAUUUUAUCGGCCAUCUUUAAAAUGAAAGUACACGCUCAGGCCCCGAUUAAUCGCCAAGUCUGUUUAUAAUCUGCCAACCUUACUGGACAAACAAUUGGUUUUUAAUUUUCCAUUAUCAUAGAUUUUACUUCAUAUUAACAAUUAAUUUGAAAAAAUCUAUACUUGGUAAAAGACAUGAUACGAUAUAUCACCAGACAAAUUAUGGUGAUACUACGCUGUAUCGAAUUGGCAGAUACAUCUAAUUUAGAAUACAGGAUUGUGAUUGGAGGCUAAAAAAGCUGAUUAGGACAUCAGGACAUGAACGUCUUUAAACAGUGGGUUGUUUUUUAUCCAUUAAAGGGAUUGUUUCACCUUUAAUCUCAGUCUUUAAAAUAACUCAGUUCAUUUAUUCAUAUUAUAGGAUAUACAUCUGAUCUGAGCAAAAGGAAAACCUUCUCUCUCUUCUACCUUUGCCGUAAAAGGCUUCCUCCUGGGGGGUUAUGCUCAUCAGUCCAAAAGGCACAACAUCAGGGCGCUGCCCUUCCACUCCUAAAUGCCAUCCACGCUCAGCCGUGCUGAACCUCCUCAAUCCAUGCAGAACUUGAACCACUUUCACUCCUUCUAUGCUGCUGCAGGGUUAUCAGCAGGGGAAUUAUAGCAGAAAUCUUUUUAAAAAGAUAGCAUUUGGGAAGUCUUCCCGUGGAAUAACACAGUUGAGUAGCUGGUAAGCCAAUCACAAAGUGCACAAGCAAAAAGAUUUCAAGCCUGGCCACCCGCCAAACCAACAGACAAUAAAACACUUCAUGCUUGACAAGGCCGGCACAAAUUGGCCUAGUGGUAGGAGUCUCCCCUAGAAGCUGAGGCACCUUUGAUAUACAGUACGCCAGUUAACGUUUCACAGAGGACAGUUGGUUCUGCCGGAGACGUGUAGUUUUCCUCUCCAUAAGCUUUGAAAUGUCUGACUUUUAGUAACUCUUAUCAGCCCGUGUCCUCUGUUCUCACUUCUUAGAUUCACACCAGAUGGGAAAUAGGCUAAGGGGGAUGGUGGGGCUCCAGGAUCUGCCACUGAAAGUUUACACCCACUCAGUCUGUGUGUGACAAGUUUCUUUGACUUCCACAUCUGUGUGCCUUACUCUAUUAGCAGUAACAAACCCUGUAAAUACACACACCAUCUGGUUGCCAUUGAGUCUAAAGUACAGCAGAGAGUCUGGUCUCAGCUGAUAUAAUUCACAAUCUUUCAUGUUUUGAGGACGGUGUAUUCUCCCGGUGAAGAAGGAUUCCGAACAUUUGCUGAACGCGUGUUGGUUUGAGGUGAGCUAAUUGAGGUCUGCAGACCAACUGCUUUGAUAUUACAGAGAGAGCAGGAUUAAACCCUCUGGUCAUCUGCGCUUCCAGAUGCACACAGCGUGAUAGCUCUGAUCUGAAAAACAUUUUAGGAAUUUCCUUUUUGCCGUCUCUCACGUGACGCCGGGUGAAUUAUCGAAUAAAAGCUGCUCAGUGUAAAGUGCUCAGACAAAUAAGCAUUUUGUCUUUUCUAAUUUGACACUGGAAAUGAUUUCAGCCGGUGACAGACAGCUGAAUGUGUUUGGCACUUCUCCCCCUGACAAUCACACACAUCAGCUCCAUAUUUCAAUUUGUAUGCUGUCAUUUCUGAUUUUGGAUCUUUGUAGCUCAACAGGAAAUAAAAACUGGCCUGACACCAGCAUACAAAGAAGUUUAAAAAGCCUUAAUUUAAAAUGUGCAAAUAUUUCCAAUAUGAUUGAAGGAAAAGAGCUCAAAAACAUUUUUAAUAAAACAGCAAAAUAACAAUGAAGACAGCUCGUGAACCGUGAGAAUUUUUUAGUUCUUACCAUCUGGUUCUCCUCCCACUCAGACAGAACGGCCUGAUUCAGGUUAGGCCAACCAAAAUAGUUUAUCGGAAAAGGGGCCACGCUGAUAAACAAAGAAACCAACAGUGGAGAACCACUGAGGCAUUUUUGUAAACAACCAAGAUGGCUGCCGCUGAUGUGGCAUGCUGUCCCGGGUCAGACGUGAAGGAAGUGGGCAAAGUCUGGGUUACAGAAGCAUGAGUAAGUUUGAUCAUGAUCGGUUUCACGUCAGAACCUGCUCUUUGUAGACUCGUGUCAGGUCAGAGACAGAUGUUUGUGACAGGAUGAGUUUUGUUGUUUCUUAUUUAGCAUAUGCUUUGUAUCAUCUUUUAAAUGCUCCUUAAGCUACAGUGUGCAAUAUUCUGCCCAUCUGUGCAAUAUUUGGUAAACUAACACUCCUGAUUUCGUACACUUUCUGCCCUUAAUGCCUAUAAAUACCUUAUUUCUUGUUAAUAGCUUUAUUUCUAAUAGUCUGCACUUUACUUACUGUUGCAGUUUCUUGUCUAUUCUUAAUUAUUCCUUUUAAAGUCCCACUCCAAUCAUUUUUUUACUACUUAAAGUGUUUUCAUUGGUCUUAAAAUUGUGAUUAUGGUGUUUAUUUUCAACCAAAAUCACUUUACCUGUGUCAUUUUCAAAGACUUUUCUUCUGCAGAGCUCCAGUAGCUCAUCAGUAAUUCACCUCUGAGUCGUGGGCGGAGACAGCGCUGCUCUGCACACUCCUCUCCACGUUAGCUUGUACCCUAACAUUGCUGGUGUAGUAGAAGCAGCAGGUAACAUUAGGGACAUGAUGAAAGUUAUUAUCAUAAUUAGCUUUCUUACUAGCACUGCUAAUGCACACACUUGUUCCGCGAUCAUCCUCUAUUUCUCCGAGUCUGGCCUGCAUAGUGGGGCUUUGUGGGCGGAGCUUGGAUUUGUGACAUAGGAAAUCUCACUGUGUCUGAACCUGCUGUUUGGGUCUGCCAGAGAUUCAGAGUGAUUUGAAUGCAGAAAUACUCAGAAAUGCGAUUUCACAUUUAUUUUACUCAUGAUAUGUCCUGUAGCAUCAGAAAAAUGUCAUAUGAACUUGUAGACAACAAAAACAUGAUUUUCAUCGUGUUUCAUCAUUAGUAUUUCACUCUUAGAUUAUUAAAGUUUUUACUGGUUUACAAACAGAUUGCACAGUUGAGUGUAAUUAUAUGCAGUAGAGAAGUUUACAGGGACAGACCGAGUGUGUGACGCUCAGAGGGCGGAGUUUUAAAGUUCGAAUGACUUCCUGUGAGUUAUGCUUUUAUAACCACAUUCACUUUCAUUGUGUUGUAUAGCUAUGUCCAUUUUCAUUAUAGGAGAUGUCAUUCUCAUUUAUUUGUCCUGUUACUGUGAUAAAGACUGACCAUGAUCAGCUGUGUUCUGGUGGUGAAUGAGGAAUAAAACUCAAUAAUACUUAUAAUAAAUAAACCUUUCUCCUCAUAUUUGACACCUCUACAUAGAAAACAUUUAUUUUAUCAUUUCCAUUCGAAAAAGGUCACCACGUUUAACACGGUAUAAAACCUCCUUACAGUGUCUUUGAACCUGUGUUUAUUGCAUAAAGACUUUCUCCUAUAGGAUCACGAUCCUGCAUGUCUACAGGGCAACAGUUUAAUAAACACAUACGAGCCCUAACCCAGCUUUAUUUCAACAGGCAUGACACUAUAUCACAGGCAAGCAAACCGCUCAAAACAUAAACAACAGAGAACCCUCAUGGGAGCCACACACCCGCCACUAUCUCCAUUUCAGCGACUGCUUCAUGUACACGACUCACUCACCGAUGAAAUGUGCGGGGCCAACGUGUCGCCGCCGCCGCUCUGGUGCUGUUCAGCGACUGUGAGUGUGUGAGCAGAGGAUUCGUUUUUAUAUCAGAGCUCAUAAAGGUUAGGGGAGGAUGCCUUUUCAGUUUGCUGCAGGUGCAGUCCUGCAGCAGAUUAAGCUCUGUGAUGAGAUUGUUACACUCUGCCUCAGAAACACACACACACACAAACACAAACCGCUGUCUUCAAAACAAUGUGCAGACUGAGUGACUGAACCACACAGCCGUAACAGACCCUCUUUUAGCAGAGGUCACAUCACGCCGUAAACAGGGGAAUAAGACGGCUUAUUAUGCCAUUAGCAUGAAGGUAAUGAUGUUUGUUAUUCUUUUAAUUCAUUCAUUAGGGUGCAGACUUACACCCACAUCAUUGUGUAAGACCGGUUCCUGUAUGUCGCUGCUGUGAGUGAGUGUGGUUGUCAUCAGUGUGACUUUGCUGUUAUUACUGCUAAUAUGACUCACGACAAAGAGGGGCCGAUUCUUUCCAUGGAAGGAAAACACACCCACACUUUCCCUUUCAAACUCCCAGCUUUAACAGUCUAUGAGUGAAAGCUCCCCGUGUCCUGUCAGUGAAGCGAUGGUGACCACAGAAGAUCCUGUGAUGCUUGAUUCGUAAAUUUAUCAGGCUUUGCAGAUAUGGGAUCUAGAGUUUGGACUAUCAAUCAAAUGGUCAAUAAAUACUAUCAAUGAAUCAAUGAAUCUUUAUUUAUAUAGCACUUUUUAUGUAACCCAAAGUGUUUUACACAGUAUAAUAAUAACCGAAUCUACCCCAACCUAACCCCUCAUUUCCACCCCACGAUCUAAACGCAACAGAAACAGGAUUACAGUGGAUUAACUUCAAAAGGACUUGAUUUCACGUUAACAGGAAUGUGCGCACUGAGGAAACACAGGAGGUUUAAAAUAUAAAAACAAAGUAGCAUAGAAUGAAAUUUAAGAGAUAAUAGAUAAAAUGAAAUAAAAACAACAGUAAAAGAUACUAAAAUAAGACGAUUCUGUCAUUAAAACUAGAAAGAGAUAAAUGCUAAAACACUUAAACAAAGUUAAUGAUAUAAAAUUUAGUUAAAAGUAAGACUAAAAAGGUACGUUUUGAGUUUGGGGUGUACUAAGGGUCUCCCAAUACACCUUCUUUACCUCUGAUACAAUACCAAUAUUGAUCCGAUAUUAGCACAAACUUCUGUAUGACAAGUUUUGCUCUCAGCUGCAACGUCUUUUUCGGAAUUUAACGAAAAAUACUGCCACAGGGCCGACAUCACUGCUACUCCUUGCUACUUUGUUCGUACCUUAGUACAGAUUAUUGUGAUUAUAUGGACUCUACAUGCUGGAUCCGGGUGCUGCCAGAUAGAGGUGCCGGAGCGGAGUCCGGAAUGGACUGCCUGUAUUGGAGUGCAGAUAUCAGAGAUUUUAGAUGCAGGCUGAUAUUUAUAAUCCGAUAUUUGAAUUUUUGGUGAUAUCGGCCCAAUAUCAAUUUUGACACCCCUACUAAAUACAAACUUGUCACUCUGUGCUGUGAAAGUUUCCCACUCUGAUGUAAACAUAAAAGAUUCAUUUUAAUUAGACCAAAACUAAAAGAUAUGUACAUUUAGAUGAUAAUACAUUCAUUUAAAUUACACAUCUAUUGAGGCUGAACGCAGCCAAGUACCACCGACUGAACCAUCAAAAACUAUCUUCGUGGAUUGGAGCUCGAAAGAAACCCUUUGUGACAUAAUGUUUGAUCUGAACAGAUGGGCAGAUUCACUUGGUUCUGCUUUUGUUCCGGAUCCAAACCUCAUGAAACAUCUUUGAAACCCUAGAUUUGUCUCCUAGAGGCUCAUUAUUUUUUGUUUUGGGACUCUUGGACUCUUCAUCGUUUAAUUUACUCUACCUGUCUGUGCAAACAUACAAAGUCUGAGAGAAAUUGAUGCCGUGGCUUACUUUAUGGCAUCUCUGAUUUUAUAAAAGUAUAAUCAGUUGCAGUGCGUUUACAAUAGAAAUGGGAGAUAGUGAGAUUGUUAUGCGGUGCUUUGUGUACAUCCCAAAAGGCAGUUCUUGUUAUUUUCUUCCUCAGAUGUAAAGCUGUCUGUGAAUCUCUGGCCUGUUCCUGUGAGAGGCAUUUACAAACUUGUUAAAGUUGGCAGAUUUUAACUGGCAAGCACAGACCAAUUAAACACCCACUUGUAAAAGCCCUGGUGUCUUUUUCCGAACUGCGCUCUCUGCCUGGAUCAACGUUUGCUUGGAUAUUUGUAUGAGAGAGCGAAAAAGAAAUGCCACGAAACAACAGAAAAAUGGGUUCCUUUGAAUGAUAGGCGAGCUUUUAUGACCUGCGAAAUAAGAAGAAGAAAAGGGGGAGGAGUGUGUUUGUAGAUGUGUUGGUGUGUGCUUAUUAUAAAAAGAGAUUUGGCUGAUUCACAGUGAAGGAGUAGAGCUUUGGGUGAAUUGAACUUUCUUGUAUCUUAUGGACGUUGUUAAAAUGAAAUGGGAAUGAAGCCUAUAAAAGUUAUAUAGAUUUAUAGUUAUAGACUUGCAGAGUGUAACCAGUGAGUCAAAGCAAUUCACCGCUCAAUGCUUCAGUGAUUAUAACCUGUAGACAUACAGGAGCAGAAAUCCACAAACAGGAAUGGAAAGAGCUGAUACAAGCUACAGUAAAUUUGAUUGAAGUGGGAAAGAAAGCAUUUUGCAGUUAUUGGUGUGUAUGACUAACUAGAGGUUACCCAGAAGAUGGUUAUUUAUGUACCCAUGAGGAGGGGGUUACAUGAGGAGGACAGAUGAAAAGGGUAGAGACCACAUUUUUUAAAAAAGGGGACAGUGAUAAAUACCAAUUGGUCAUUUUGCACUUUUGAUUCCGGUCCGACCUUGACACCACUCUGAUCUGUCUCUGCAAAUUAACCUCCAGGUUUGACUUCUGAUCCCGCUGAUAUUUGGACUGAGAAACAGCAGAAGCAAAAGGCAAAUGCAGCACAUUGACAUUCCUCCCCCUAUCUGGUAAUGAAAUUGCUUAGCGCUAUUGCAUCCUUUCAAGCAUCACACUGUGCUCGCUCAUAUGGAUUUAAUCCUGUUUAGAGAGGCUGUUGCUGACGGCAGUCGGCACAAUGCCAGUAAGAAAGUAAUCCAUUGAGUCUUAAAUAAGUUGGCCUCUCACAAGUAUAAAUAUCUAAAUCAGCUUAUUGGAAAUUAAUAAUCCGAACUGAUCUGAAAUCAUCAGCACUUCAGAACUCCACAUGCUAAUCACAGUUUUUACUCUGCUGCUAGAUUCUGCUUUUUGAUCAGACUGUCUUCUAUUGGUUUGAAUUGAAGCGCAUAGAAGCGCAUCAAUUCUGGGACUUUUUACUUUGUAUAUCAAUGAUGUGGUCUCCUCUUCAAAUAACUGCCCAUGUCUAUGUCAAUGACAUGGUUUUAUAUAGUUUUGCAGAUUCAGUAGAACUAGCUAUCAAAUACGAAAGAGGGUUAGGGCCACAAGAAGAGAUAAAAAAAUUACAGGAGGGAGGUUGGUUGGUCUUCUCUUGCGUAGAGACGUAAAAAUCAUUAGUUUUUGUUUAUUCUCAAGCCCCUCAUUGGGAAACUCCCAUUUUACAUGUCAAUCUUGUUGGCGUGUAACCUUCUCAUAUACACGACUUUAACUUUAAAAUCCCUCGAGUUUAUGGCGAACUUGGAAAAACAAAAUUUUCCUUUGAAGCCCCGAACUCUUGGGAAGUCCUCCAACAAACGUAUAAAACUGAAGCUCUUCCCUCUCUUGCAGAGUUUAGGACUUUGGUUGGUCAAAUAUCUCAUUUCAGAUUGUACAUGUUUUAAUUGAGUCCAUUGUUUUGUGAAGUUUCUAUAAUGCCCCUUCAAGAAUAAAUAAAGGUUUAAAAUGAAAUUUGCUUUCAGAGAGUUUAUGUGAAGACAGAUUGUAGUCCUGAUCCAUCCAAACCAUGUGGGCGGUCAGGUUACACAUUCAACACAUUAUAAUUCAACAGUAAAGUAAAGUGUAUCUUUUCCUGCUUUAAUUCAAUUCUAAACAUUAGACCCUAAUCUUAAAGGCGCUAUAUUUAAUUGUCCUGUCCAUUAGACUGAAAUCAGAGGAGAAUAAUGGUAUUAAGAAUUUACAUUUAAAGCAUGGGGGGAUACUGUAGUCUCAGUUUCACUGAAAGCGUGGCAGAUAAGACAGGAAACGGCUGUAUCACUGUGGCAGAGUUGAACAAUUCUUGCUGUUGACACAGUAGAUAACAGGAUGACUGGAGGAUUAUAAUAGCUAGAUUUGAUGACCGCCAAAUGUCCUCUACGCUCCUAAUGGAGUGUCAUUUUUAACCAAAUUGCCUUGGUUUAUCUUAGUGAAGUGCUCUCCUCCAUAUGCUGCUGUGAUGCUUUUAAACCCCAUCUGCUGAUGAUGGAGAUUUUUUUUUACAGGUCUGGUGUGUAAACGCCGUGUGGAGAGAUUUCCACAUACGAUUUUAUUUAUACCUAACAGCUGAGCGCUGAAGGUUAAGGAUAAUUUUAAUAUAUUAACCGGUGGCCUCCCAAUUAAACUAUAAUAUGAAUGCAUGUGAUGAAAAGCGAUGACCUUUUUUAAAGUUGUACCUCUGCAGAGUGUCGACCUGUGUCUCAUUAAAAAGGCCCCCAAGUCUACAGGUUUUUGCUCCAAUUAACAGGACCUCAUUAUUAGUUUAUCAUAGAUUUUUACCUCAUUAGUCCAAAGAUAUUUAAGUCCUUAAUUGUCAAAAAUGUUUGCACUUUGGAGGUGGUGUCAUAACCGCUCAAAUGAGUGGUGUUUAGUGAACGGAUGCUCUAUUUUUGGUGAUAUACAAACAUGUACGUGAUCCUGCUUCUGUGAGAGCCUGCUGCAGAGUCUGUCAUCUCCGUUUGCUGCUCCCUAUGGAGUAAACAAAGAUGUUUAUUAUUAUAUAGGCAGCAGUGACUGCAAACACAUUAUUAGUCAGCAAAUAUUUGUAAUUGUAACGUUGUGUGAGCUAAACCAGAUUAUAGUUUCCCAUGUGAAACAUCAGUGAGUUUGAAGGACCGCAAAUAAAACUGUGUAAUUAAAGUCCAUUAUUACAACAAAGCUACAAAUUUACUCCACAGGCUUACGACAUCUCAAAGCGCUGCAUGUAAAAGGAUGAGGGAACAUUUCAGGCUCGGAGAGAGAUUGCAGCUUUCUUUUGAAGUCACUCGUUCUGGUUGGGUGACGGGGCUGACAGGGUUAUUUUGGGACAAUGAAAAUACGCUGUGAUUAAUGGUUCAAAACAGAAACACCAUCCCGAGACAGUGUGAGUUUUCUGAGCGCUGUAGCUGAUAGUCCAUCUGAGCCCGCACCUCUAAAUUAGCGCUGGUAUCACAGAUGUACGAUAGAGCGGCGCCCUCGGUUUAUCACACACACUCUCACGGCGCACAAUAACGCCUUAAAUCAGCCUAAGAGUCGUGUCACCCGUGACAGCGCCUCCCGUGGAGCGGCCCCACCGCUCUGAUGUCAUCUGAUCACAGUGGAUGUGGAGCCAAUCCACAGGAAAUUCACAGGCACCUUAAUGGCGCCUCUUCUGAAACGCUCGAUGGCAACAAUUGAGCGUGGAGUGUAAUUGGUACGAUACAUCUCACCUGAUCUGUUUCUGUCUGAAAUGAGAGGGAAGGGGCCCCGCGAGAGAGAGACCUUUUCCUCCUGUAUGAUGCAGGAGAGGUCACGGUUAUGUGGAGACAUACCUGAAAGAUUUAAAUGCGUUGCAGGCUACACUUGUAAAGCCCUUUUCGUCUGCUGCUGCUGUGUCAUAUUUCAGCCAGAUUUGACAAUGCUGGUGCUUCACAGCUCCCAUAAAAAGGCUUCAUUUUCUUCUGUCUUGCAGAGCCAUUGUCGAGUGCUCUAUCUCCUAUCUCUGCAGCCCUCACUUUGGCUACCUCACAGUCACACAUUGUUCAUUGUCACGGGCUUAAGAGAUACUAAUGAAUGUGAUUGCUCUAUCCUCCACUUGUGCUUGGGCUCAAUGCAUAUGUAUUUGACUCAGGAUGGAUCAUUCUUGGUGCUUAAUUUCCUGUGUGUCAUACUAAAGCGAGACCGCUACAAUAGAAGCGAAUGACUACUAGAUUAAAAGUUUUUGUGAUGUAUUUCUUUCUGAGAGUCAUUUUGAAUUAUUCAGAGGGUUACAAUAGGUCAGAUCACACCUUUCAGUCUGACAUCUUCCCCCCUCUUUAUCAUCCUUUAUUUUCCUUUUCAGAUCCAGAAUGCAGAUGACGUGUUGAUUACUCCCUUGGAGAAAUUUCGGAAGGAGCAAAUCGGCGCCGCCAAGGUAAGAGACCGCCCACGCGCGCAAUUAGCAAUCGAAACAGCGGAGGGUAUUUCAUGUGUUCUGACAUCCUCGCCUCCCGUCCUCACCCCCUUUAUCUCCCCCAUGGUAUGUAAAUCAUUAAUUAAAAGCAAAAUCUGACACUGCCAAGACAAGUGACUUAAUCAGAUGGAUAGGGGGCAUAAACAAAGCUGUCAGUCUGCAAGCGCGAUAUUAAAAAGGUAUUAAGACAUGUAGGGUGGCGAGGACAUCCGUUCAGACGUAACUGAACUUUCUGUUCAUUGCAGAUAAAAACCAACAAGAGGGGAUUUAAUAUCAAAAACAGAAACAAUAAUGAAUAUAUCACUGCAUCCACCGGGUUUGUAUGUCUUUAUGCAAAUAGCAAGUGUGAAAAUGUGCAAACUGCAAAGGCAGUUGGUCUCAGUCUUCAGUAACAAGGUCUAUACGAGCUGUUCUCCCCGCUAAGAUGCCUCUGCAGGAUCAAGCAGCAUGAAUGUUUCAGCUCUCUGAUAUCUUUAACAGUAUCUCAUAUAUUAAAGUGGCCGUUUUUGUUAUCAGAUUACUGCAAUCCUGUUAUAUGUAAUGCGAUACCUCCAUAACCUUCUCGGUGUAAUGGAUGGGUAUCAGUGGGGCUUCUGCAGAGUGUUGCUGGAAGGCAUCCUGGUUCCACAGUGGCUACGGUGUUGAAGUCGGAGUCGGCUGCAAAGAACAGUGUGGGCUUGUUGCUACAAGCCAUACUUUCAUUCCUGGCCAACGCAAAGGCAUAAAAUGAAAGUGGAGCAGCUUGUUUGUGGUCAUUCCCGUGGUGAGUUCACACAUGAACGAGCUGCCUGUCCACUGAUCUCCCACUGAGUUUCAGAGUCCACUGCUAACUACUCUCUGCUCUGUGAAUCAUUUGCACGUCUUUGCAUAGCUCUAACCACUGUGUGGGACAUCGCAUUCUCCAAACCGCACUCCCUCUUAUCUUAAUUUAUUUUACGUAACUCUACAGAAGAGGUCAUUUUUAGAUUUCUGUUGGCGUAACUCCUUUGGCUAUUUCUCCUCUCUGUAGUAAGGUGUGACGUCAAUCACUCUCCUUUAGACUGAAUAACUCUCGUCACCUCGUGUCUCAACUAUCAGAAGUACCUACUGUAAUGAAACGGCCCAUCUCGCUACCAUCCCUCUCUCCCUCUCCCUCCCACUUCAUCUCAGUGUUAUUGCACCGACUCUCUGUGUUUAUAAAAUGGUUUCUUAAAAGCCACAGCCCCCGUCACUCCCACUACCUCUUAUAUCCUUCGACCACUUCCUCCUAAUGGCUCUCUCUCCUCCUCGGCCCAUCCCCCCCGCUGAACAUUAGCCCAACUAGAGUGAGAUAAAAGGCAGACAUCACGAGUGGCUGUGCAACUUUCCACUCUUCUGAGAACAUGAGAGAGAUCUGCAGGCUGUCUGACCCUUCCAGCUCCUGCGCUUCGAGUCUGAGAACGUCAGACGGACAAACGGGGAGCUCUUGCCUUAUUUGGGUAUACAGCGAGUAAUCCCACUGAGGUUACGUACCAGUGUAUCAGCUUCCUAGGCACAAGCAACAACACUUCAUGGCUGUAAAACACCAGCAGAUUGACUGCUGCGCUAUUAGGCACAGUCUGUUUCACACAAAGGAGAACCAACUGUUUCUGUAUAAGAAGUAAACUUUGAGAAAAACCACGAAAAUCUAAACCAUCAUGACUUCUAACUGGGAUGUGUUCUCGCCACAGGUGCUAGACGUAGACGAGAAGUCAUUUUCACGCUUCUUGAUGACUUUGAAAACUGAGAAGAGGAAUGGAAAUAUGUCCUGGUUUCAGAGUACGCUUCCUGUUUGUCUUCACUGCAUCUUCUCUUCUAUUUAUCCAGUAAAGUGCUAAAUGUUGAGCCGUAACUUCGACCUGAACUUUCGCUCUGAACUCGCAGCUCUGAGGGCUGCAGUGUUGAUCUUUUUGAACCAUUGGAGGUAAACCGCCUCAAGCUGGCUCCACACUAUUUCUGUGAGUGUUUGUCAGCUGUCAUAUUUUUAAGGCCUUGAAAUUUAAACAGACCUCAGGGAUACUUUGUCAAGAAAAUACCAGGAGGUGUCAAACUGGUGGGUGGCAGUCCUGCUCUCUGAAAUAUUUGACUUCCUGCACAGAUCUUCAGCAUCAGGGGCACCGUGGGGGUCCCCUCCUAGCUGAGUGUGUAGAAUUAGUGCUAACAGGCCCAGAUGGGAGUCAGAUGGCCACUGAUAAUUUGAGCUGUUCUCAUCCUACAAAGAGAGCAAGAACAGUCGGAUAGUUUUUGGCUAGUUUUUUUUUGCCUCCAGAGGCAGAACUGACAUUUGCUUUCAUGUUAUUAAAUCCCAAAAUAUGCUAACCAGGAAGCCGUGGAGUAAAGGGCAGCAAUCAGGGAUAUGAACACCAGCUGUGGGCUGCAUUUCCACCAUUAAAUUCGGACAGUGUAUUUUUAUUCUUUAAUAAACCUUGGGAUGUUGUGGUUAAUGACUGAAGGUCUUUCCUUCCAUUAUUCCUGAGCUGUGUCCAACGCUGUAAAUUUCGGCUCGGCUAAAGUUGAAGUUCCAAAUAUGCCGUAAUGUGAACGGUAUCCUGUAGAGUACCAGUAAAACAAUCAAGUGGUGUUUCAGAAAAACCUCAUACUGUGUCAGAUUAAGUCAGUUUUAGUCAUUUUAACCAGAGGUCAACCGAUUACAGUCAUUUCAUUGGUGUAGGUACCAGAUGUGUUCAGGCUGCCAGAUCGGCUCAGGGCCCAGCGCCUGUUGAAGAAGUCACACUCCGGCAAGUCCACUCAGACAAACUACACUACGCUCCAUUUAAUAAGUCAAAUGUGCUCGGUUAAAAGCCCCUUCUUUGUUCUGUUUGUUCAUUCAAGUGACCUCGAAAUUUUCUCUCCAUGUAAUACAGAGAAUUAGAACUUACAGUACUGUCAUUUUUUUUAGCUUUAAUUGUAUUUGUUAACUUUUCUAAAGGAAAAAAAAAAGUACGCAGGAUCUCCGUUUAUCAAUGGAUAGUUUUGUUUUUAUUCCACAUUUCCUUAAAGAGGCGGUUGUCCGGCUGUCAUAAGUCCCCUUCCUCCAAAGAACUACAAUCCCAUGAAACCUAAUCUGGUGAAAACUGCUUCUGUAAUGCCCAGACCAACCACAAUCCUUUAUGUCAUCUGAACCAACUUCCAGCCAAUUAUGAUUGUAACGUCAUCAAUACGUGGUGAGCCCCGAGCCGAUCUGGCAGACUGAACAAAUCUGGUAGCUACAACGAUACCGAUGAUGACACAGAAGAUCAGACUGAUAUUGCCGAUAUGACAUAGUGUUGUUUUUGCAUUUGACAAAUUUUAAAAAGAAAGUCAGCGUGGUUCUACCUGGCUUCACCCUCAUAAGGUUGGACAGAGAUGCUAAAGCUAGUGGCGAGAAGAAAGGAGGAGGUCUGGCUUUAUUAGUUUUCCAGAGAUGGUGUAACUCUCCACACAUAACUGUCAAGGAGAGGAUGUGCUGUCCAGAUAUUGAACUGUGGCCCUUAGGGGUUCAGUCAUAUCAUAACAAUACUUGUUUACAUCCCACCCAAGGCAACGGCUGAAGUUCCAUGUGAUGUUUUCCAUGACACAAUCGCUAGGAUAUGGAUUCAUCCACUUCAUAACAUCUUGAUGAACCUAAAUAAAUAACAGACAGACGUCUCGUCUCUUCACUGCAGGACAGAGAGAUCCAGAAGAUCUUUACUUAAUUCUAGAUGAGAUGAGAUUCCAGACAAACGAAUUUGCCUUUUGGGAUCAAUAAGGUUCAUGUAUUGUAUUUACAGAUUCAUUAUUCCACACUUAUUCAAAUCUAAUGGUGGUGGGUUUAGAGGAAGUAUGACCUCCCACUCUGUUGUGUUAUUCUUAUUAGACAGCACUAAUCACGUCUUUCGUGGAUCACAGAGUUAUCACUGUUUUAGAGUACAGCCUAGUUCUACCAUCCAAGUCCGAGCACUCACAGAUGUUUAAAAAAAGGAACAGAUAUGUUUUAGACAUCUGAACCAUACUGCAGUAUAAUAAGGUCGUCUAAUUAAACUGACAGCUCUGAAAAUGAAAGUCAGACUCUAACUUUAGAUGCGUUUCAAAAACAACCAAACGCACGAACAAGGCGAGCGUGUUUAAUAUAUUUCUUUUCAUUAUUCUCAUGUCUCUUCCAUCACUCCCCACUGUGCCCUACCUAAUAAAGCAGAAACACCAUUAUAGAAUCUUUCAGAAAGUAAUUACUUUUUCUCCUGAUCACCAGAAUUUCACGAGGCAGUCAAAGUAGACCUUGAGAGGUCAAUCUUUACCUGUUUGAAGGCUGCUGCAGCUUCUCACUGCAAAUAUAUCAGCUCCUCGCUGAGACAUUGAGUUUGCAAAAACAACACGUAUGGAGAAAGUCGAACGCUGUGAGUCAUCUGACUGCUGAGUUUACCAAAUAUUUAUGGUUACGCUUGAACUGAGACUCUCUAGAUUCCUGUUCUCACACUGAUCCACUUAAUUUGAAGGACAGAUCUGGACUUUGAUCUAACUCACAGUGUCUGAGUUAUACUGGGAUGAAACAGAGACUAUAUGGAGGAUAAACUGUAGUUCUUCUUUGGUACAUGUUUACUGAUCUCCAGUCACCAGUGAUCAUGUCUACUGUCACUCAGUCUGUCAUUGUCUGGAGGUUUAACUGUUGAAAUGUUGAAAUAAUCCUUUCAAUAAGUAGACAGAUAACCUAACAGUCAAACAUUUCCUUCCACUUAAGGCUCAUUUAUGCUCAACGUUACAUACGGCUCCGGAUACGGACGUAGGGACGUAGCUCUCCAUCUGUUCUUCGCGAUCUUUUCGUCCAUAUUUCUCCACGUAUCCCUGAAGUUUACGGAUACGGUCCAGGCAGGGCAGUACCACCGGAAAGUGUGGGGGCAGUGUUGCUGCUGUCACCACCCGAUACAGAUCUCUAGAGAGAAACGAAGAAGACAAUGGCGGGCUUCUUGAAGAUGGCCGUCAAUUUCUCUCAUCGGUACUACAGGGCUGCCAAGUUUCAGAAAAUGACAAGAGUGAGACUUCAGUCUAAUGAUGUAAAUUUUUGCCUUUUUUAACGUCGAUUUAUACCUUCAGACAGAUGUCUUCACCUCCAUGCCAGCUGCUCUCCCUAAUGCUAGUCUUUUAUUUGUCAAUACUGCAUUAUGUCAAGUGAGUCUUAAAUGUCGGCACUGUUGCGUGUGAAAGAUAGUUAGAGAUGCAAGACCCGCCUUACGUUGCUUCUGAUUGGUUUAUUGCGUGGUGCCUUCUGUGGUUGGUUAGAUUUAGGCAGAGAGGACUGAUGGAUUGGUUAUCUCGGUCAGUCAAUCAGAGUUAGGCGAAUACGGCAAGCCAAGUUUAUUAUCAUGAAAAAAAUAAAUACAGAGUAUUAAAUGGGGAAAUAUAAGCGUGAUAAAUGUCAAGUGUGGCAUGUGGUGUGAUUGUCACACUUAAAGCGUGACGCUCGGCAGGUCUGGUACUACUAGAGAAAAGAAUAUCUGUCCUCCAACCGCGAGGCCUUUAGUGGGCUGACCGUCCACCGCCACCUCCAACGCUGCCUCUGUUUCUGUCUCCUAUGCUAAAUAUACAUUAUCACCUCCUCCACAGUCGCCGUGUUACUUUUUGUUUGUUGUUGUCAGAAACGUUUGACUCUGGUCUGCCCCCUGGUGGAUGUAAUGGUUAACAUCAAUGCUAACUUAAAGUACGCAUGGAAGUAUGUGGGCAGUGACAGAACCGUCGUUUGAAACAGAUGCAUACAUUUUCAUACGUGUGGCGAGCAUAAAUGAGCCUUUAGCUGGACACAGUUAUAUUUUGAGUGGAAAAUGAAGUUGUUAUCAAACUUCUUGUUGAGCCUUCAGUAAAAAAAAAAAAGUCUGGAUUUGUGAUAACCUGAGUGCAGACAGAGAUAACAUGUUUGUCACCUCAGAAAUGUGAAAAGGGUUUUCUGAGGAAGUGCCUUAGUCACAGUUGUAGUCAUGACAACACUGGCCAGUGACGCCGUCCAAAGUAAACAAUCCUCUGAGAUUUCCAAACUUCCUGAUGAUUCAGGUUGUCUUCUCGCUCUCGUUAUCUCUCUGGUUCGGCGCUGAGACGAAAGUACAGGCAGAUCUUUUUUGACAGUGAGAAGCCCAAGGCGACACUAUAGGAUUGGGUGUAGAUGUAUACUCAUGCAGAGCCUGUAAAAACCUUUUCUGCAGCGUGAAAAUCAAGAAGCCUUUGAAGGUGAUCCUAUGAAGAUACCAGCUUUAUUCUGCUGCACAGACUUCUCACUGUCACCAGCAUGGUUCACACAUUAUAUGGAGUUUUUUAUUUAACAUAUCAUGUGUCAGACUGAGCUGAGACACUAUUUAAUGCUUAUUUCCCUGACUAAGCCCUGUGGUUUACCUCGCACACGCACUAAACAUGUCUUAUUUAGAAGUCUGGGUAUUUGUUUUUCGACUCCUCAGAAGCAGAUGUUUGCAAUUAUUCCGUGUUAAUUGGCCGACUUUUCGAGCUGUCUGUGAUGUCUCCGCAGGAGUUGCGAUUUCAGGUAAAAAGGGAAACAUCUUAUGGCUUUACAGCGAAGCAACUGAACUCAGACCGAAGCCUCGUGUUCUCCCCUGUGGAAGUGAGACUUGCUGAUGUGUGGUGGAGCAUCAAAAUAACCCGGCUACCGCUUCCUAAUCGCCAUCUUGGACCUGUGCUCCAAUUAGUCGUCCCCUAAUGAGUUCACGGACACAGUUUUAUCCCACAGCUUCAGCAAAGGUGUUGGACAAGAGUAAGGACCACGAUGCGCUCCUUCUUCUGCAUAAAAGCACAGACACAUAGGAGCUUUCUUUAUGCUUACAUCUGUAACCAUGGCGAUGAGAGUUACAGGGGUGAUAGGCCUCGGGUGUCAAACUGGUAAUGCACCAAAUAUUUCUCUUGCAUCUUUUCUAACACACUCUCUCUUUAGCAAACGGAGAUCAUGAAACCAGAAGAAAGCUGCCUGCAGUUUAUCUCAUUAUUUCUCUCACUGCGAUGUUACAUUAUCAAUUAGCAAACUCACCCGAACUACAGCUGGCAUCAAAGAGCUUUUAACAGCAACAUGAAGCUUGCCAGUCAGAAAAUUCCACCACAGAUGAAUCUGCAUCAGAAAAAAAAUCUCAUCCUGCGUCUGAUUUAUUCAUGAGCGCGAACAAAGCAAUCAGAUGAGGAAAUCUCCCAAGUGGUGGGUUCAUGUGUGUUUUGUGCACCGCAGAGUGUUGGGUGGUGCUCGCUCGCUCGCUCGGGCUCCAUCCAUCCCCUGCCAGCUGAUUACUCAGAGGUGCUGGCAUUAGUUUGUGUCAGAAACUUUUGUGCUCCAGGGUAUACAGAUCUAUCCACAUCUCUGUCCUCUGCCACCAUGUGUUUGGCUUCAAAGCCUUCAGCUCGCACCGCUCCGUUUUAAAUUGCACAUACUCCUCUCUGAUUGCACAAACAUAUCCAGCGGGUUGAGUUAGAUGGGCGAACAGACAAACACCUGGCGUUCUUCAAGGGUGUCAUUACCAUCGCACGAGUUUAUACAUGUCCAAAACAAAGCGAGGCACUUUAGGUGACUUAACGAGGGUGGCUCUGCAGCUCUGAGUCACUCUGUGCGAGUGUGAGAGGUACGAGGGAGGGUUUCUGAGAGGAGGUUUUGAGAGUCUACUCGCUCCGGUCAGCAGCGUUGGGCGAGUCCUGUUGUGACUGCAGGGCUCAGCUAAACCUAGAGGACUUAAUUUAAUGUGAUCUCUAGUGCGAGUGCAUGCUUGUUGUGCUCGUAUGCCUGCAUACAAAAUAAUGUCACAUACGCAGCCCUCAGAAUGGAUUCUUAAGGCUCGUUUAUAUUCCUGCCUGCAAGACUUCAUUUUUUAAACAUUUGUGUAUUUUUUCUAUCCACCUGUUAAUUUUUCUAUUAUUCUCCUGAACAGUGGGCACAUACAUAAUUGAUUUUCCUCCCGACUGCUGGAGAGAUCAUUGCUGGGUCAGACAUGACAGGAAAGAUGGAAAUAAGAUGCUACUACAUGAAAUUAUCUAUUGAUUUUUGUGCCGUACUUGUUCUAGUUAUGUAGGAGGGUUACAGUGACUCGAGGUGGAUUCCUCCAGUGUGGUUAACUGCUGUGGGGGUUGCUGAGGCAGAACACUCUUCUAGGUCAUAUCAGUAGCUGGUAGAUUAGACUUGCUAAAUUUCAGGGCCAUGGGAAUGAAAACAAACAAGCAGGAUCUGGUUACAUUGGCCGUUUCCUCACACUUCCCUCAACCCCCUCGAGUUGAGUCUGUGCUUCCCCCUUUAUGAAUGUUUGCAUAGUGAGAUUGGCAUGAAGUGGGCAUGAUGAGUCCCUCCCUGAAGACAGGUUCUCUGUAGAGUAAAUCUUCUCGAGGGGUUACAUUACUCUGUCCGUACGCUUUAUAGAUGGGCAUCUGGCAUGAAAAGCCCAUUUCCCGUCCCUUCCUUGGAGCCCUUUGGGACGCGCUGUGACUGCAGAGCUCGACACGUCUUUGCAGGUGGAGAAUUAGAAGUGAGCAACAUGCAGACGGCAACCAGCCAGUCACAUAACGCUGCUGCUGAUGGUGAUUUACAUUUGGCUGUAUUUUUCAGUGAACUUCUGUCAGCAGCAGGGCAGAGUGAAAAUAAUAGACCAUAUUUCAAAGAAGUCCUUUUGCUAAUUUACAGUCCUUGUUGACCAUUCAGGCUUUUUCCACACAGCACUCGCUCCAUCAUUUGUCAUUUUUACGACCUGUUAUACUCUAUUGACAGGAGUGUUUAAAUGUCAUUUGCCAGAUGUGAUGUGAAACUGUAGUGAGACUUCCACCUAGUGGCAGCUCCACACACACCCACAUGAGGAAUGUAUGACUUUAUGCUUCAUUUACGGUGAUUUUUCUGCUUUUUCUUGUGGAUCAUUUUUAGGAAGGGAAGAAGAAAUUUGAUAAGGAAACGGAGAAAUACUACUCCACGCUGGAGAGACACCUCAACCUGUCGUCCAAAAAGAAGGAAGCGUACCUGCAGGAGGUAAAAGCAGAACAAAUGUUCUUAUCCCCACCCGUCUUAAAAUAAUGCUCUUUUCUGGUCAGCUGACUCUCCUCUUUAGUAAAGCUCUUCUCUGUUUUUUAAGGUGUCGGUCUAAGCAUUAACUCUCUGCCCACACAUUGCUGACCCCGUUUGACCUCUGUCUUUGUUACGGCUCUGACCCCUGGUUUGUUUGCUCCUCCUCCUCAGGCCGACACGCAGAUUGAUAAGGAGAGGCAGCUCUUUUAUGACGCGUCCCUGGAGUAUGUUUUUAAAAUCCAAGAAGUGCAAGAAAAGAAGAAAUUUGAGUUUGUCGAGCCGGUAAGUGACGAACGAACCCUCUUUACAUAUUUCCACGCUGAGUUAUUGCUGAAUGCAGAUUGAAGAUCCGGUAAAUGCUUUUCUUUUUGACUAUGUAUAGAGUUGAAGUGGAGUUUAAAUGGCGCACACUCUAAAUGUUUGUACUUACGGUUAAUAAAAGUGGCUUUUUAAGUGUCUCUCGGCUCUUUUUUCCGAGCGAAGACACAAUAACAUAGUACAUUUCUCUCAGGUGUAUAUCUGUUCUUGUAUAUUCUACUUAUUUGUCAUCUGCUUCACAAAUUCUCCGCAAUAUUGUCGAUGCAUUUGGGGGAGGCAGUGGGUAAAAUUGGAUAAAGUGGUUGUUGUCAAACAAAACAAAGACAAAGUGCGAGCAUAAAUCCCAGCCCGUGUAAAAGCCUCCACCGUACAGAUAUGUGGAGUCAAUUCUAACAUCUUUAGAGAGAAGUUACCAGGAAACAUUAAGUUCUGUAGGUGUUAAAUGUCUGGGAACGUGAGCAGGGAGCAAAGCGGUUGUCUUAAAAGCCCCCGCUCCCCCUCAGCUUAUUUCCUCUGGCAGGUCACCCAGAACACAGGCCAGAAAUGCAAAUCUCCAGGCUCUAGGUGGAGGUGGGGAAAGUGACAGGGCUCAGCCUCGCCUGUGAUGAAUCUGGGCAUAGAUAAGAUGCCGCAGCCUUGAAUAUUUGACAUAGCGAGUCUCAUCUUGGUCUAAAAAUCAGUGGUUUCAUCUGAGGACUCGACUGAGAGGAACUGCAUGUUCUUAGGAUUCUGCAAAGUGGAGAAGGGAUCAGUUUUUUUUUUCCUCCCACAAUACUGUCUCUGCUUUUUCACAAUUUGUAAGGAUGUUUGUUUGUUAUACAGAAGUGAAAUCAAUAUGUGUCAGCCUCGGAGAACUCAAACUCUCUGAAACUUUCCACUUUGCUUUCCUCUCCUGCAGUAUUCAGAGCAUCAACAUGACAAAACCUCACUGUGUCAGAUUUGCUGCUUUAUUAUUUUGCAUAGUAACGGAGAAAACGGUGAUACAGUAUUCACAGCGAAAUGAUAGUUUGACUCCAGAAGUGGAUCUUCACAGGGUGUGAUUUUGGGAAUUAAAGCGAGUUCUUGUUAUCUCAUCAAUCAGCAGACUUGAUUCCCCAUGAGUUACAGACACCGAACGGUAAUUGUGUUGUUAAGAAAGUCAUUACGGCAUCUGCCUUUCAAAAUGGAGAUUGAAAGUUGCCGUGUUUCUUAUUAAAGUGUUAUCUCUAGUGUGAAUUUUAAUCACACUCUGCUGUAUUGUUGUUUUUACACUCAGUGAAUCAGCUGUGAAUAUUCUCCCUCUCCAGCUCCUGGCCUUUCUUCAGGGUUUGUUUACAUUCUACCACGAAGGAUACGAGCUGGCUCAUGAAUUCGAGCCGUACAAACAGCAGCUCCAGUUCAACCUACAGAACGUAAGUCUCUCUCCGCACCUCGGGGGUCGUGCACAAAGGCAACCGUCCUGGUAAUCAGAUUCUGCAGCUUAUCAUACCACGACAUAACAAGCUGAGUUUUCACAAAUGGAUAGCUGUGUGAUGAAAUGAGAUUCUUUGCAGCUCAGAGGAUCAAUAUUUUCAGAGUGUUGUGCUGCAGACAGACACUGCGGGCUAUUUAAUGGUAAUGUGUCAAAAAAGAGUUAGAGUUGGGAGUGAAGCUGCAGCUGCAACCGUGCCCCCUCCUUCCCUCGCCACUUGUCGCCUGAGGGUCCAAAUUUCUUUUUCUGACCCAGAAUGUCAGCAUCACUGCCCUGACAGCUCCCACUGCAUGACCCUUUUCUACAUGUCCUCGUAUGCAGGGAUCUCCAAGAGGAGGUGAGGCUCCCUCAGCUCCUUCCUGGGAAGAGAAAUGACACAAUCUUGUUUCCUUCUGGGAGUGAAAACAUCAAAAUCCCCGUCCUAAAUUUAGUUGAUAAUGAACUCAAAUUAUUUCCGAAUAGUUUCCAAGAAAUCCUUUUCCCACUGGGCCUCUUAAAACUGCCCGAAUGUGAAGCAUUUUUCAGCUGUUUGGCUUUUUCUUUAUUUGUUUUAGCUCUUUCCCUCUGCUGUGUUUUGGAAAUGGCAAAAGUGCUGAUGGUGAAGUUCGACUCUGGUGGUGAAAUUAUAAUCCAAUUUGUGAUUUCAGACACGGAAUAACUUUGUGAGCACGAAGCAGGAGGUGGAGAAGCUGAUGAAAAGGAUCAGAUCUGCAGAUCAGGACUAUAAACCUCCAGGCCAGUGGACGAUGGAAGGCUUCCUGUACGUCCAGGAGAAACGUGAGUCCUUCCAGCUGAGCUCCCAGGCAGACGGACCCCCCAGCCCUCUUUUAAAAGCCCGCUUUUCCAUCCAUCAUCAUAAACAUGUCUUGAGUUCUUCCAGGCCUCUGCAGAAAAGAUUCUCUCACACAAAACCCAUAAUUCAUCCUGUUUACAGAUUCACUUUGAUGUGCUCUCAAACAAGGGGGGAGAUACCCGAGUGGUAGAUUUUUAUCAGCUGCGAUAAACAACUUCUGAUUUAUCGCACUUUAAUUGCAAAUUGAUUUUCAGAAGUCUUUCCAGAAGCCCGGGAUUCAGAGAAAAAUAUUUUGGCUCAAACGCGACUUUGUUCUGUUUUUAUCCUGUCCCAGGUCCUCUGGGGUGCACUUGGACUCGUCACUACUGCACAUAUGAGAAAGGCAGCAAGACCUUCACCAUGAGCAACACGGAAAAUAAGUCAGCGGGGAAACAGGUAGUUCAGAUUAGCGGCACAAACAAAUGAUAAAAGCUGAAAAACACAGAGCAAGUUUAAUCCGUGUGUGAGUGAAACAAAGAGCUCCUUUGAGGUUUCCAGAAUUUCUCAGCCCAGGGGGGCAAAACGGGGAAAAAAGUCAAGAUGACAGAGAUGUGAUUUGGGCGCAGGAAACGAUAGACUUGUUUACUCAAGGCAGACCAAAAUGGUUCAAAGAUAACGAAAUCCACAAAUAACUGAAAGGGAUGAAAAUAACCGAAGUCGAAAAAGUUAGAGAUGUUUUUUUUUAAUAAACAACAAACUCUGAUAAAUUCACGUCUUGAUAACGGUACGGUGUGUAGGAUCUGAGCAGACUCUGUCAGAUCUAAAGUAUGUUGGUGUAUAAUUACCUGAAUGUAAGAGCUGCAGGUUUUCUCCCACAGAGGCCGUCAGGUUUUCUCUAUAGGGGAGUGAACCGACAGAUUAAAGCGUUCAUGUUUGUGAAUAAGAAUAGAAGAAAAGAGCGACUGUUGUGCUGCACAAUAUCACUUCUAUUCAUAGAUGUUUUUGAUGGUAAAUGUUGAUUCUCAGAGGUUCAUGUGUGGCUUUUUUAUACCUAUAUUUCUUUAAUGCUGUGUGGUUGUUUAUUAGCUUUAAUCAUGAAUUAAUUGAUUUUUCAAUGUUUUUAUCUUAGUGUAAAGUACUUCUGUAAUAAAUGUGCUUUUUGCAUUCACAGAAAAAAACAAAGCUCUGUUUUUCAGAUUAUUUUUUUUUUGUUUUGUUUUUUUCAUCUUCUUUCAUCCCCCUCGGCUCGAUUUAUUGGAAGCAAACAUGACUAACUUGUUUAGUUUAAUCAAGUUUUACUUUCUUUUGGGUUUGAGACUCUGAGAAAUACUCCUUUAAGUCAGAUCGAUGGAAUCGUCAUAAGUUUGUCUACUUUGUGCAGACACCUCAGGAUUAACUAAUAACAGGCUUUACUCUCAUCUUGAUUGAUUGAUUCUCAUAGGAUUUUGAAAUAUCUGUCUGAGUCGGGGAAAAAAAUAGUCUGAAAAGAGAGACGAAAAAAUUGUACAAAAAAACAAAAUAAAAAUUUGUCUGAAAAACAGAAAUAUGAGAAAAAAAUAUUUGAACAAACAACAGAAGAAAAAAAAUAGUCAGAAAAACAGCAAAAAAAAAAAAUACUCAAAAAAAGUUUCCUUUAUUUUUGUAAGUGAAUGCAGCACGCACGCUUCUGUAAAUAUUGAUAUUUUAUUGAACGUGUAUUCAUGGAUGUGUUUGUUUUUCGUAGAACGGACUCGUCCUGAACCAAGCGGAGAUGUUCAAGCUCAAGUCCUGCAUCCGGAGGAAAACCGACUCCAUCGACAAACGUUUCUGUUUUGAUAUCGAAGUGGUGGAGAGGUCUGUGUGGAUCGUCUUCAUGUCCCUCAAACUGUCCUUUGACUUACAAAGACUGAAAACAUAUAAAAAAAAAACCCUUAAGCACAUGAUAAUAUAAUUGAUAAAAGCAAAAAGAGACAGUUUUAGACUUCUAUUCACAAAUCUGCAUGUUUUGAGAUCUGAAAACAAGUGUCAUGACUUUAGUCUGAAAUUAUUUUGACACAGAAAUUGUUAAAUAUCUUGUUUUUCCAUUAUAUUAGGAGCUCUUUAUGCUCGAUUAGCAUCUUUAAGACCCCCUGUGUUUUUUAAGUCUGGGAUGUUUUCAGCUCUGUUUGUGUCCUGCAUGUUCCUCAAACCCUCUCCCUCCCCCCCAGCUCUCCUUUUGUUGAAUGUCCACAACAUCCACGUUUUACUCUAUUUUUGAACCCAUUCCGUCUUCUCUCUGUGUUCAUGUCGACGUAGAAAUGACAUCUGUCGUGGAACUCUUUUCAGACCGCUUCAGUUUUUCUGUAAAGUCCGGUAUGUGAACUGACCAGUGCUGCCCUCUCAGAGCAGUUGCAUGUGCUGCAUGUGUGCUGCUAACCGUCUCAUUCACUCAGUCUCAAAUCCAAGCCUUCUGCUGAUAUACUGUCGUCCUCUAACCUCUCCUCAGAAUCAGACGUCCUGUGGUCGAUACGGCCACGGGACUCAGUCAAAUUCUUCAAUCAUUUCUACUUGUAUCUGUAAUUACUGAUAAAUGUAACCACAAGAAUCACUUCAUCAUUUUGUCUCUCGUCAGAAGUUUGAAAUCUUUUAGCAGUAUGGGAUCAUUCAUUCCUGAUUUAUAUUUAAUGUUGCACUGGGGAAUAGAUUAAGGUAUUCACAGAGAUCAAACACCUUCAGGUUGGCUUCUCGCUGAUUAACAGAGGCUGAAAUGAUUCAGUUCUGUUUUAUGAGAGCUUGAUCUCGGCUCAUUAUUGUGCUGAUGUGUAUUUCAGAAUACAGAGUCGGCUCAUCACUGCGCAUUAUUGUCGCGCUGGGCCGGGAGGGCCAGCCCCGCUCGCGCUCCGCACGCCGAGUGUUGCUGAGCUCGGACAAAAUCUGCAGUUUAUUUGCAGGACAACUCAUUUAUCAUAAAGAGCGAGGCCCUAAGGUGCUUGUUCCAACCGCAAGGACGAUGAGGGCCGAGCUCCACUCACCUUAAAGCUCAUGCAUUCAUCCUCAUUAUCAUAAACAUGCUGUUUCUUAUAAAGCCCGGUCUGAAUCGGACCGACCGCCUCACAGCCUCGUAAAGGGCGGAUUCACUCAAAUAACUGCAGGGGGUUCAGCCAUGCAAAUACUUUUAUUUUGAUUGCCCAGGUUCUGAAACGACGUCUGCCUCAGGCUGAAUCUGGUCCUCGCAGCAGUGAAAAAUCUUCCCUAAAAGACCCAAAGUCAUAAAAGUGUUUAGAGCCCAGAAUUACAGGUUUAAUACGAGGAGAGUGAAACAAUUAGUGAUAUCCAAUCCUUUGCUCAUCCUUCCUGUUGUUGGAAUUCUAGAGGAGAUGGUGGCCUUCAAGGACAAAAAGGUUCUGACAAGUAUGAUCCUCUAUUCGUCCAAAUUUCACCUUAAAAAAUAAGAAUACGAAUAAGAGGAAUAAGAAGAACUUUAUUAAUCCCUGAAGAAAAAUUCAACUGUUAUCUGUUUUCUCACUUGACAUGUCUCUAAAAGUUAUUAAGUCUCCAUUUAGUUUGGGAAAUGUGCAAAAAGACAAGAUUGUUGAUGUUGUUGUUAAAUAGUUAAAAGUGAUUAACUAACAUCACAAUUAAACUCCUCCCUCCGCCGCAGCCUCUAGCUAAAAUCCAGCAAAAAAAGAAAACCUUGUCAAGUAAAUCUAAAACUAUCUGCAUGGCGAGAUACUCCAGCAAGUGAAGCUAAUCAAUUAUUUGGAGAAUAUUACUCAUGAAUAAGCAGAAAACAUGUAAGUUGACAUCGCUCCAUGCUAGUACUAACUAUCACCACUGAGUGGGUUUUAUAUUUGGCUCACUAGUAUCAUCACAUGGUGUUAUUAUCAUCGUAGGGUUAUGGAGGAACUAGGGCUGCACGAUUCUGGCCAAAAUUAAAAACCAGAUUUUUUUUUCUGUAAAAACUCGAUUUUCGAUUUUUUAUUCAGUGACAACUUCACCAAACUUCACUUUAAUACGUUUUUUUUUUUUAUAUCUAUAUGCCAAACCAGUAAGUGGCGCUGUAACGCUGAAGAAGAGUACAGAGCAUACGUAUAAAGGUUGUUUUGGUCGGACGCUGUGUGUCACAUGAUCGUUUCCAGAGAUACAGACAGACAUCCACACGGAGAUGAAACAGUAGUCGUUUACAGAUUUAUUCACUCUCUGACCUGUUUUCUAAAAGUACCGUUUACAGUCACCCGAAACGCCGAAAAACCUUUGCAUUUACUCCUGAAUUUGUUUCCGUUGUGGACAGGUUAAUACCGCUUCGUCCGAAAUCUCGAAGCCGUACCAAUUCCACACGACUGACUUGUGUGGACUCUUGUUCUAUUUAGCCACGAAAUUAUCGCCUUCUUUUGUCAAGGCCAUUGUUUGUUUACGCUGGUGUGUGUGGGAACUGGGGAGCGCUCCCACAGGCGGAGGAUGGUAGGGGAAGGUCCCGCCCUCCUUCGCCUCUGAUUGGCUAGAAGUGCUGGGCUCAGAUUGGUUAUUCCUUAUGGUUGUGAAACGUCAUCGUCUGUUGGGUUAGGAGAUCCAGAAUUGCGAUAAUGUUCUGUUUGACGCACAGAGCCCACAGCCCGCGCUAGGCUUGAGCAUGUGAUGACGUUUCCAGGUUUUCUAGCCAAUCAGAAGCGAAGGAGGCAGGACCUUCCCCUACCAUCCCACCAAAAAAAAAAUAUCGCCUCCCGCAGGAAGGGGGAACAUACGGCGCGAGACAUGGUAAAGAGGAAAAUCGAUUUGACGACUAUUUUUUUUAACAUCGUCAUAAUCAAAUAAAUUGAUUACGAUUUAAAAUCGAUGAAUCGUGCAGCCCUACAAGGUACAGUAGUAGUCUAUAGUAUCAACUGUAGAUAAGAGAUUCAGGCGAUGUGACAUGAAACACAAGUUCUGCGGUGCUGAACACAGAUGACAUGGUGUUUGCAUGUGGGGUGCAGGAAACCUGAUUCACUCUAAUAUUAAAGCACAUGUAGCGUUUAAUUGGGGGUGGAAUGUGAGGCAGCGAGCCAACCGAGGGCACGGUUUGAAGUCAAGCAUUUGCACAUGAGCUAUUUUAGUCACACUAGUCCUUUUAUAGUGGUAUCAGCCAGUGUAAACAUGGCCUGUCCAGGGGCCCCAAGGCAAUGAGAUCAGACUGAGACCAGCUUUUCUCUGAAAUCUUUCCAGGCAUGGCGUUAUGACACUGCAGGCACUGUCAGAGUCCAACAGAAGAUUGUGGCUGGAGGCGAUGGAUGGCAAGGAGCCGGUGAGGAACUUUGCCUGUUUGUCUUUGAAAUAUUCAUUUUUUCUGCUGGCUGCUGUUUGGCCAGGAGGUCUUUUACUUGACUGUUUGACAAGAAAACAACAGCACCGAAAGUGAAUUUUUGUUCACUGGCACCCUCUCUUGGCGGGUUCGGGUUGAGUCUUUUUAAGAAACUAUGACCUCACCACCCACUUGUGCUAAUAAUAGGACAGUUGGCUCUCAGCAUAUGAACUCUGGGGGAAAACAGUAAAGCAUAUAUUCUGUUCUCUUGGAGUUUAUUCAAUGUUAAGUCAACAGGCUCCUUAACUUGAUCGUUAUUUCCAAACUUUUCCCUCUCCAGAUUUACAACCUUCCAGCCGUACUGAGCAAAAAGGAAGAGAGUGAGUCCGACUUUUUCCUCCCUCCAUAAAUUUCAUUUGAUAAACAUACAUUCAACAACGUGUAAGCAUUAAAAUAAAACCCUCAGUACUCUCUGCUACUUGGAGCUAUCGAUGUUCAUUAACACAAUUACUUGACAUCCACCCACUCAGCUGACAUAGCAGGGCCUUCCAGCACAGGGGUUGUAUCUUAUUAGUCAGAGUCGAAGCAUAGGGAAUGCUUAUUAUUCCUGCAUGAUGCGUGGUUAACCCUGACGGUAAUUGACAUGUCAACUUUAUUCUCUUGUUGUAUUACAGCCUUUCUUAAUGAGGCAGGCUUUAACUUUGUGAGGAAAUGCAUUGACCUGGUGGAGAUGAGAGGUAGAGCCUUUUAAAAUCUUGCUUUCAUCUGUCAAAUGACUUGAACUCACCUCUGCCGUAUUAAUGAUCGACGACGGGCCUCGGCCAUUAGUUGACAUAAUCACACUUUUUAUUGAUGUUAGUUUUUAAUGAGCAGAAGAUCUUCAUACUGUCCUCUGUUGUUGUUGUUAAUGUGUUUAUCUACAAACAGGCAUCAAUACGAUGGGACUGUACCGGAUCGGAGGGGUCAACUCCAAAGUACAAAAGCUGAUGACCACCGUGUUUUGUGAGUGGAUUUAAAGUCUGAGAAAUACGUUCUCUGUGAUCAGUGUCCAAAGGGACUUCAUACUAUAGUUAUAAUCAAUAAUGUUUGUUUGAUUGAUGAAAUCCUCAGAAUAAAUAAGAUAUUGAAUUUUUUUAAUGAUAAAAAACUAUUUCUGUGUCACUUUUUGCGCUCUGGUCCUUAUUGGCUGACUUUGUCAUGUACAAUCGUGGUAAAAUAAGAGAUUUAGCUGAUGACCACCUUGUUUUGUGAGUUGAUUAAACAUCUGAAAAAUAUGUGAAUAACUACAUCUGUGGUCAGUGUCCAAAGUGACUUCAUAUUAUUGUUAUAAUUAGUAAUUAUGGCAGUUAUAAUCUGUCCCCUAAUAAUCCAUAACAAAUAAGAUAUUGUUGAUUUUUUUAACAAUUUUAUGAACAGUUAUAAGAACUAUUUACAUUCGGCAAACAUGUCUACGUUGUUAUUUGCAUGGUAUGAAAAAAUAAUUAUGAUCAAAUAAAAUAACAUCAAAUACAAGUGAAGAACAGUUCAAUAAAAUAAGGUUCGAGGGUGAACUAGGAUGCAUCCCGAUUCACCUCCGUAUAGACUUAUUUCCUUCUCCCAUAGAUGCCCUCCUACCUGGUCUCUCCUACGUCACGUACACACCAUAGAUUUUGUUGAAUUUUUUAAUAAUAAAUAACUAUGGUAUAACUCAUGGUCCAUCAUGGUAAAAGAAGAGGUUUAACUGAGAGUAGUGAAAGAGCUCCUCCUUGUGGUGUGGUGGUGAAACAGCAGCCUGGCCUCAUAACCCUUAACCAUUACUGUAUUAGAUGACCUGAAGUAAUCUGGUUUGUAUUUAUGACGUACAUUAGAGCAGGAACCACCUCAGCUUUAUCUGUAUAUGUGUGAAUUUAGUUUCUAUGAAUUAUUUUGCUCUUUUGCAUAUUUAUAUGUUAUAUAAUUUUAAUUUUAUGUGUACAGUGUAAAUCAAAGGGCCUGGUUGUCUGUCUACCUAUUAUGGUUGUACAAAUGCUGCUAUUGUGUGUUGUGUCUUUUUUUUUGUUAAACGUUUGUUGUGGAAUAAAUGCACUGGUAACACUUUACAAUAACUAUAACUUAUAAAUAGUAAAAUGACCAUUUAUUAAUGGUAAGCAGAUAGUUAAAUAAUGUGUAAUCAUCAUUUAUAAAUAACAUAUAGACCAUUAAUAAAUUGUACAUUUUACAAUUUUAAAAACCUAAACUUAACCUUAAUCCUAAGUUUACAAUAACCAUAAUGUUUAUACAUGGUUUAAAAACCAAAUAUUAACACAUUUACAAAGUGCUACUGACACAUUAUAAUCUAGAUGUUUUACAACCAAUAUUUAAACCCUAUAUAAACCUUUAAUGAAUAGUCCUUUAAUAAUUAUUGAAAAUUAUCAAUCAUAAUUUUAUUGUUAAUGGUAAGGUAACUGUUAACUUGCAUUAAUAAACUAUUCAUUUGCUAUGUAUAAUUUGUCUAUAUGCUGUUUUUAAAUGAUGAUUAAACAUUAUUUAACUAUCUGUUUACCAUUUAUAAAUUAUGGUUAUUGUAAAGUGUUACCAAUGCACUUUAAAAUAAAGCAUAUAUCUCUCUCUUUCUCUCUCUCUGUAACAGUCUAGUUUUAACCCUCUUUUCAGGUCAUGUCAGGUUGUGUUGUUGCUUUUUUUUUCCAGCAUCGUUGUGAUAUAACAAGAAAAUGUGUUUCCAACAGCGUCCAAAGCACCAGUGCAUAUGGACCUGGACCCGGAGACGUGGGACAACAAAACCAUCACCAGCGGUCUGAAGAAUUACCUCAGGUCAGCUCGCCCCACCAGCUGUGUCUUAAGCUGUCAGGACUCAUCAUUACCUCCAUUAUAUCUCUUGGAAACCUCUGUCGUGUUAGUCAUGCGUUCAGCGCUGCUGCUGACUGGAUUCAAAAAAGAGCCGAGUCACUCAGGAAACAAAUGACAGCUGCUCUCUCUAUUCACCAGGUGUCUGUCUGAGCCUCUCAUGACCUUCAAGCUGCACAAAGAUUUUAUCAUGGCUGUCAGUAAGUGCAGAAAAAUUACAGCUUUGAUAAUAUGUGUGUUUUUUAAUAAACUAUUACUUAUCAAACGUUAAUUUGCUCUUGAUUAUUUCUUAUCCUUUCACUUCCUGUCUGUUUAAAUGUUCACCCCCUCUUCAGAAUCAGACGACCAGAACUACAGGGUGUGUGCCGUCCACGCUUUGGUCCAUAAGCUGCCUGAGAGGAACAAAGAAAUGCUGGAGCUGCUAAUAAAACACCUCGUCACGUACGUGUUUCCGUAAUGAAUCAGUGACACCGGCACAGAUUAAAAAAAAGAGCAGCAUUUCAGAGGAGAUAAAAAUUUCUGUGACUGAUUAAAUUGUGUUCACAGUUCAGGGAGAAUUAAUGUAUUUGGAGGUGCCUCUAAAACCGUCACUCUAAGGAGUUAUGGGUCUUAUUGGAAGUGUAACGCAGGUGUCCUCUACCUGCAGAGUUUCUGCACAAAACCAGUCCAACCUGAUGACGGUGUCCAACCUGGGGGUCAUCUUCGGGCCCACCCUCAUGCGCUCACAGGAGGAGACUGUAGCCGCCAUGAUGAACAUCAAGUUUCAGAACAUUGUGGUGGAAAUACUCAUCGAGAACUUCAACAAGGUGAGUGCAGGAUGCUCCUGCAGUUCAAAACGCCACUCUAUAGCCACAAAUAAUGCUCAGAACAGCACCUAACUUCAUCAACAGGACAUAUAGGGUCACAGACAUAGUACUAGACACCAAACAUCUUUUUAACUUUGACUAAUUUCUUUAGCAAAGAGACUAAACACAACUCACCUACUCUCUUCCAGCAGCCGCUUGUUUGUAGUGAGAUCUCAAUCUAGUCCAUUACGGACUACAGUGGGGUGCCGCAGCUCAAGGAAGAACAUUUAUGAUAAUUUCUUUAUCAUUUCCUUGAAGUAAUAAUCACCAUAUUAAUCAUUUUGCUCUGCAGACGCGGUAGUUCUUCUGCCUUAGCGUCUCAGUCUGAUUGUAUUUCCAUAAAGAAAUGAUCAUAAAUGUUCUUCCUUGAGCUGCGAAACCCCACUGUAGUCUGUAAUGGACUGGUCAAGGUCUCACUACAAACAAGCAGCUGCUGGAAGAGAGUAGGUGAGUUGUGUUUAGUCUCUUCGCUAAAGAAAUUUGACAAAGUUAGGCAAUGUUUGGUGGCUAGUACUGUGGCUGGGACCCUCUGCAACAUUCAUAUUCGGUGUUAUAGUGUGUUUGACCCUAAAUUAAUUUCACACCAGAACAUCCCUUUAAAGGUUUCUAUUCGCGACAGUCUCACAUUAUCAGGUUACAAAUAUUUGUGAGGAAUAAACAGGUUGUUAUUGUUUCCCCUCUGGACCCUUCAGAUCUUUCACCAGCCUCCAGAUCCCAACGUCCCCCUGCCCCAACCCCAGCCCCGGCCCGGUCCUCGAAGGAGCCGGGCCAUCUGUCUGUCCGCGGGGCCCAGGAAGCCCCGCAGCCUCUACACGCCAACACUGUGCCUGGCAGAUGCAGAAAGUGAGUUUCACAGCAGUGAUUACCGCCGCAGGUCAUCACGCCACAAUUUCCUCAACCUGUAGGCGGCCUUUAAUAUCCAUCACAACAUGUGCUCAGUACGCCGACUCGCUGCUUUUCAGAGAGAUGUGACUUUGCUUACAGUUAAUGAUCUUUCAGAUCGUCUCCGUCUUGGCGUUGAUUCUGUCAGUCAGCAGGUUUUAAUGAGGGCCUCGUGUGCCUCUUCUCUGGUCCCUGCAUAGGUGACACGUUCAGCAGCAGUCCGGGCAGCACCCCCAUGGGCAGCAUGGAGUCAUUGUCCUCCCACUCCUCCGAGCAGAACAACUCGUCCAAAACAGCUUCCUCCGCUCAGGUCAAGGACAAGUCGCUCCUGGACCUCCGCCGAACGCCGUCGCAGCUCUCGAACGGCCCCAGGAGCGCCGUGUGUGUCAGCAGCCCGGAGUCCAGCUCCAGGGAAGAUGCGGGGCGUACAGAUGGAGAGUCAGAGGAUGCUCUCAGCCUGUCCUCUGUGAGCACCGCACCCAGGCUGUCUCCUGCCCCUAAAAAAGCCCCCCACUGUCGCACUGACCUCAGGCCGCCGGCGUUCCUGAACCGCUCAGCUGCUCCUUCUUUGAGAUCCCUGCAUAUAUCUGAAGGUUAGAGGAUCAUGAAGUAAACCUGUCUGUUAUUAGUUUGUUGAUUUUGUCUCCCUGCCUGUAAUGAAGUGGAAAUAAACCUCAUGAAUAUGUCAUUUUCAGGACAGAAUUCAUAAAGCGGGUGGUUUUGUUGUCGCAACUUAUUCCUCCAGGACUCGAUAGAUUCAGAGAUGAAAGAAAACCCCCUAGACUGAAGCACAACACAAACAGCAGCGCUAAAAGAUUAUUUAUGAGGCUCAUUUCUCGAGUCACUUGGCACAUACAGCUGAGCUGUUUGAGUAAUAAACUUUAGUAUCUUUGUGUCAUUUACACAGACAGGAGUUAUUAUGUGUAUGUCUCCCUCCAGGCCGCAGAAGCUGCUCUGGAUCCGUCCACAGUCUGUCAACACUGGAGCCCAAAGAGAGCCUGAAGCCCGCUGAGCACCCGGACCUGCCGCCAAAACAAGUGAUCCGCCGCAGGAUGGACACCUCAGCCAGCAACGGCUACCAGAGACCUGGAUCAGUGUAAAGACCGUCCUCCAGACCUUCCCCUUGAAUAAUUGGCGUAUAAUUAACAUAAUCCUAAUAAUGCAUGUGAAUUAUCCAUUGAAACUGGAGGAACUGGACAUGAGCUUCAAACACGAUCAGUUUUAUGUCUCUGUAAAGUCAUAUAUUCGUCAAAGUAAACAUGUGAUUGAAGCUCUUAGGGGUAUUUUUCACUCAUUUGAGCGAAUAAGUCUUCAGGACAAUAGUUCAGCAACCUUCUGCUCAGUCUUCCUCCCUCUCUCUGAGUCAUCUCCUCCUCCUCCUCCUCCUCCUUCGCCUGUGUAUGAGCGCUGAGCAGUGAGAGGUCUCUGAAAUCAGAUGAGUAUGUGUGAGUAGAUUUAUGUCUUUUCCUCUCUGGUGGGAGAGCCGGCUUUAAUUGCGCUCAGCCUGCUCCGGGGUUGAUGUGACCCAGCAGCAGUCUGCGCUCGCUCUCUCUCGGGACAAAUAGAUUGUUUGACUUGUCAUGUCUGAGGGCCCAGUCACACGGUCUCGCAAGUAGUUUCCUUGUAUAGCACCCAGUCCGCCCCGGGCUCCGUUGUCCCCUUGACUCUGAGGUUGUUGUGUGCAGGGUCAAGUGUAACCUUGUUAUGGAGUUUAACUCGAUUCAGUACCAUACUGGAGCCGUGUCCGCCCGGAGGAAGGAAACCUCCCGUAUUGUGCCGUAAUGUAUUUCACGGCGUCUUAAACAAUGGGGAUCGCCGGCGAGGUCAAGAGAAAGUGAACAGAGCGGUUGUUGUCUCGAUUAAGUCUCGAAUUUCCCCCCCUGCUGAUUUAUAGAUGCUGAUGAUGAGUCAAAUUGGAAAAGAUGAGCGUGUUUUAUUCUGAUCCGUCUGCAGGUUACGUCACUGACUGAGCUCUCGUUUUUUCCACCGUUUAUUUUAUCCACGAUAUGAUCCAGUGCGGUGAACUCUUGUCCCCGUAUCGUUUCAGGGUCGCUGCCAGAGCUCUGCUGUUUGAGAACGCCUCUCCCCAGCAGCCUGUUCCAGUCGGAAGGUGUUGUAAAACAUGUCACAUCCUGCAACAGCUUUACCCCAUUAAUCCAACUCUCAUCUCCUCAGACCAGCCAAGUCAUCGCCUGCUCUGUUUUCUUUAUAGAGAUGCCAAAGCCAUGUAUUCGUGUGAGGCGGAGCACAGCCACGAGCUCAGCUUCCCCCAGGGGGCACACUUCUCAAACGGUGAGCAAAGCCAACACAAGACAGACACUGUUUGCUUCACUUGACAGAUACUUUGCUGCACACGUCCUUUUAACAGCAUAUGCUCCUGAUUGGACGUUUGAGAAGUGAACACAGGCGGUGUGGUGUGUCCUGGAAGCACACAGAGCAGACUUGGAUAAUUACCAAUGUAAUGUUGAGGCAUAAAACAAUUUCGCUCUUGGCAUAACACCCCCAUAUGCACCGCCUGAAUCCAAACAGCCCCAGGAUUUUUAUUGCCUCUUGCCUUUUCCACGGAGAGCUGACUUGGCCCUGAACCAGCGCAGACAGGUCACAGUAACCUGGUGAUGGAAGGCACCAGCGCUUGUGAACGCAGCCAGCAGAGCCAGCAGCCAAAUACAAAAACGUCAACAAACGCUCCCCUUCACUCACCAGCUGACAGAGCUCUUUUAUUACCGUCUACUUUCACAUUAACAGGCUGUUUUCUCUACGUUUGUAAUCACUGCUCCUCUGGCAGAUUGUUCAGCUGAUUGUUUUUACUGUUCCCCUCAGUCUUGGUGCAUCUGAGCCAUGAUCAAUCACAUAGUUUUAUUUUGGUUUAUACUGCACGUAUGUGAUAAACCGGAGCGAUUCUGCUUUCAAGUCUGCUAAAAUACUCCACAGGGAUUUAGUUAAAAGAGCAGCCUGACCCACAGUCUUCCUCCAUCUGCAGUAAAUGUUUAUUUUUCCUGCUAAUAGCUUUUUUCUUUCCUUUUUUCUUCUGCUGUUUGCCAAGUCUGGGAACUAACAUAGCCAAUCGCUGUCCAAUCAGGUUUCAUUUUACUGAAUGAGGCUCUGGUUGAGUUUAUCUGUCCUCUUUUUUGUCUUCCAGUCUACCCCUCUGUUGAACCGGGCUGGCUCCAAGCAACAUACGAGGGAAGAACAGGUUUAAUCCCUGAGAAUUAUGUUGUCUUCCUGUAACCAGCUGGUAAACAUUGCAUCUUUUUCAUGGUAUCCAUGGAAACAUAAUGCACAAUGGUGACUGUGGUGGUUCUGUUUAGCUUCUUGCUGUUAUUUCUAUGAAGCAGGACAGAAGCUGCUCUAUCACUGCUGAAAGUCCAAAGUUUGUAAGUUUACCUCCUGAACUGUUAACGGUUUUAAUGUCAAUCUUCUGGGAAUCAUCCAGAAGAAAAAGAGAAUAAUUUUAAAUGUUCUGUAAAUAUAUCUUCUUUAACUGCACUGAGAUUUAGGGUUGGGUACCGAGGAGGUUCCUAACGUCUGGUUCCGGGAUCAUUACGCAGAUUUUUGAAUUUCGAUUCCGAGUGCCUGCACUAGUUUGUUAUCAGAGCGUGUAUUACUAUCCUCGGCGUUCUCUGUGCAUCCCAUAGACUGUCUAUACUGUGGACGACUUGGUUCUGCCUUCUGCCAGUAUAUGGAUUUGAAGCCAAAAAGCUCUCGGUAAUUCUGCGUAUUUUCUCCAUUUCCAACAUUGCGCAGUAGCGUUGUACGCAUUCAGUGGGAGAGUUGCCGAGAGUCACUGUGAUGACACUCGGCUCAAACAGCGUAUCCCCUUGUGAGCUACACAAUCUUUGUACACCCAUAGGCUGUAUCAAGUGUCAAUCAUAGAAAACAUGAACCCCUAAUAACUUUUAAAAACGGAGCUUCACAGAAGAAAAGAGGACUUGAACACAAACCAGUCUGACAGGAACUACAUGUCAACAUCACAACCAGGAAGGAGAAACAUUUAUAUUCUGUCAGUAAUGUCUAAAGUUUGUCCACAGCUCCAUAAGCUUUGCUGGAGGAGGCGGGAUUUAUGACCUAUACUGCAGCCCGUCACCAGAGGGUGCUGUUCUCGGAGUGACUUCACCCAGCAAGGGGGCAGACAGCGUCCAUUCUAUAUACAGUCUAUGGUGCAUCCACUAGCUUUUUUUUUUCGUUUGCUAGCAAGAACAUCAGUCGUCUGAACCUGGACCACAAAAAUCACUCCAAAGUCUGGCUUCAUUUUGAUUUGAAAGAGGAGGACGGAGUAGCACAGAGCAACAUCUGCGAAAAAACGAUUUCUGCCAAAAUGAGGAUUCACAAACAACAUGAUUAAAUAACCACCUCUGGAUUCAUGGAGUCAAAAUAACGCAGUGCCCCGUCUUUGAUGCACUACAUCAGUCUUCCUCUAACCAGUCGGAAUCAGAUAAGUGAAACAAGAAAUUACGUCUGUCUUCUGCUAACAUUAAAGCGGUAAACAAAUUGAUCCUACUGAGCAUUUUUUGGUCUAAAAGAGGUCUAAUAGAAGUCUAAAUGUAGCCUAGACAACUGAUCUAAAAUCAGACUACCACAGGUCUAAAAAUUAAAGUUUUUUAGACGUCUAAGUUUAGACCAAGUCUAAAUCUGGGCUAUAUCUAUAUUACACUGUAUGUUACUCAACAACUAUCAUAUUUUUUUUGGUGAAGUACUUGGAGAUAAGUUAUGUAACUCACAGUUGCUUUUUGAAAUAAAUAGUUAUCGAAUAAUGCGUUAAAGUGCAACGUCUAAAUUCAGUCUAAAAAUAUACAGAAUCUAGAUGGUUGAAAUUAGGUCUAAAAAAAAAACUACAUGUCUAAUAGCCGUCUGUUGCUCAGUGGGAUCGGUCAAAUUAAAUAUCCAGCUAACGUCAGCCCGCGUUCUUUUUCAUAGACAAACGACCUGAAAACAAAGAUUGAUGUUUAAAUAUUGGUUGAAAAUAAACCAGUGUGAAAUUUAAAGUAAAGUUCAUAUCGCUUAAAAAUUCAUGGAGAAGUUCAGACGUUUCACCCAAAAGAACUCUGGUUAGAGUUAUCAACCAUCGAAGCAUCAUCAACCAGAAGAAUCGGAAUAAAGAAUUCCAGAAUCGGAACAGGAAUCGUUCGAAUUGAAUCGAUGCCCAACCCUGCUGAUAUUUGAAGUCACAGUAUUCGACCUCAGAAUCACAGAAAGAAUCACAUCAUGUUUCACAAGAUUUAUUGUCAGUAAUAUAUUACUUUUUAACUUCCCAGUGUAUCAGUAUAACCCUUUCAUUGAGUUGCUAAUGGACGGUCGCAGCUCCACAGACUCCUGUGUGAACUGUAACUGAACAAACUGUGAGUAUAAAUAAGGAUAGAGUGUAGUCGGCUAGAAUAAAGAAGCAUAAUGGUUUGCACCUUAACUUUCAUGUUCCUGUGAACGUCGUUCAUCCACUGAACCUGCUCACGUCUGCUGUGCACUUUCUGUUUAGCUACAUGGUACUGUAAAAUGUAGAUUACUGCUCCUAAUCCAGAAUAUUUACCUCUUACUGUAAAUGAUCACAACUUAAAAUAUAUAAAUUCUGUAUGUAAAACGUCUUUUUUAUAUAUAUAAUGCUUUGAAUGUCUGUGAGGUGUGCUUUGUUGUGAUACUGUACGCACUGGUGCACUGGUGUACCAGUAACAACAGCCAGACGUGUAUCUGAGUGUAUCCUGUAAUAUGUAGUUUUCUAUUAUGGUCACAACAUUUCAAAACUUAGUGACACUUUUUCAGCAGAGAAAAAAAGAAAAUAAGGAGAAACGCUUUGAUUCUGGAGUUAUUACAAAUUAAAAGUUUGAUAUCAAAGUCAAACUUUCUCUUAUUUGGGAGGUUAUUUUAGAUUUUUCUCUUCCUGCCAAGAUCAGGUUGUUCUUUUCCAUCUACAUUUUUAAAAAUCCACGGUGGCCUUGAACAUUGAUGGUGAGAUAACACUCCCUUACAGUCUGAAUGUGCUUAUCCAGGAAAUGAUAUCCUGACUAUGUAACAUUUGGCAGCCUGCUUUAAUGGUUAGCUUGUUUCCUUGCAAUCACUUACUGUCUCCAGACAGUGCAGAAACAUGUCUAUUAAUAAACAGCGUGAUUUAUUAGA
Molecule: messenger RNA, 70959 nt
Organism: Xyrichtys novacula (pearly razorfish)
Lineage: Eukaryota; Metazoa; Chordata; Actinopteri; Labriformes; Labridae
Source: the annotation of a GenBank genome assembly